AUGAGGGAGUACAAAGUCGUGGUUUUAGGGAGUGGGGGGGUGGGCAAGUCGGCUUUGACCGUGCAGUUUGUCACCGGGACGUUCAUUGAGAAGUACGACCCCACCAUCGAAGACUUCUACCGCAAGGAGAUUGAAGUGGACUGCUCCCCAUCAGUACUUGAAAUCUUGGAUACCGCAGGGACGGAACAGUUUGCUUCCAUGCGUGAUCUCUACAUUAAAAAUGGCCAAGGCUUCAUCCUAGUUUACAGUUUGGUGAACCAACAAUCUUUCCAGGUAAGAAAUACUGUUUCAUCUAUGCUUCCUGCCCCCUCCCCCAGGACUUUUUGUGCGUUUCCCCUCUCCCCAAAAAUCUCAAGCAACUGAAAAUAUAUUUCUCUGUUAGGAGUGCAACUAGACUUUAAGAAGCUGUUAUCCACAAUCAUAGUUUGGCAGCACUGUGGUUUUUUGUUGUUGUUGUUUAGUCGUGUCCGACUCUUCGUGACCCCCUGGACCAGAGCAUGCCAGGCACUCCUGUGUUCCACUGCCUCCCGCAGUUUGGUCAAACUCAUCCUGGUAGCUUCAAGAACACUAUCCAACCAUCUCGUCCUCUUUUCCUUGUGCCCUCCAUCUUUCCUAACAUCAGGGUCUUUUCCAGGAAGUCUUCUCUUCUCUUGAGGUGGCCACAGUAUUGGAGCCUCAGCUUCAGGAUCUGGCCUUCCAAUGAGCACUCAGGGCUGAUUUCCUUCAGAAUGGAUAGGUCUGAUCUUCUUGCAGUCCAUGGGAUUCUCAAGUGUCUCCUCCAGAACCAUAAUUCAAAAGCAUCCAUUCUUCGACGAUCAGCCUUCUUUAUGGUCCAGCUUUAUGGUCCAGACCAGUGUUGUACAACUUCCAUACAUCACUACUGGGAAAACCAUAGCUGUGGUUUUAGCUAAAAACACCAAACUGUGUUUUUAGCUGAACAUUAUUUACCAAAACAUACACAAAAGUUUUUGAAUAUCUAUUCAUAUAACUUGUUUUCUUAAAAAUCUGACCACACUUUGUUACAGAAGACAGUUGGGGUCAGAAGGAAUGACUGCAGAUACUGAUUGCUAAAAGCUAUUGACAUGUUGUGAGUUGUGUCAGGAUAUGUCAGAUGCUUUGUUGUUGAGUUUUUAAAGAGUGAAAAUAGUUUUUGUAUUGGUGGUGGCUUAGGUAACGUAGCAGUCUUCAAAUAUGCUCAGUUCACAACCAUAAAACAAUUUGCUCUUUGCCAGUUAGCUCUUAACUGCUUGAGUUCCCAAUAAUAUUUGGGGGGGGGGGAGAGAGUCUGAGCAUGCUAUUGAAACCUUCAUGUCUGAAGUCCAAGCAUGCAGAGCUGCAAUUGGGCAUUUUAAUAGUGAUUCCUGUAACCUGGAGUGGGAAGGAAUGCAUGGGAAGGAUUAGAAGCUGGCCCUCCCUAAGAGCUGUGCAAAGACUCCUUCCUGGCACCAGCUAACUUGCUGAGUUGGGUGGACUCCAGCUUCUUGGCAGACUCUAUUACACCCACGCAAAGAGUGGAGUAUAUCCGUGGUGGAUGCAUAGCUAGAAAAAUGUUUAUCUUGAUUCCAGGCUUCUUUCCUUGGUAUUUCUUUUCUAUUGCACUUGGCUGCCUCUCUUCUCUGCUCAUGAUAUCUUGCAUGUUCUAGCAGAAAGACAACUUAAUAACCCCUCAAGACCUCAAGCCUCUAUUGAAUCCUCAAGUGGGGCAGUGGGACCUGCUUGCACCGUGUGCGUGUGUCUUUUUUUAGCACUCCUAAUCAAAAGGAAGUAGGCGUGAGUCUUCCCAUGCAAUUGCAUUAAUAAUUGUAGCUUUCAAUACUUAAUUAUUUCUGUACCUUAGAAGUGUGCAAGAUCCCAUAGAUCCCGAGUGACUUAUUUAUAGUCACACUCUCCCCAUGCUCCAGUGGAGGCUUGCAAAACAACUUGUGGACACCCUCCCCAUAUGGGUUGCCAGGUGUCGUGACAGACCCCUUGUUCUUACAGACCCAGAGACUUGGAAGGCUUGUCAAGCCUCUGACAUGCCGCCAUCUGCCUAUCUGUCUUUUUUGUUCUCAUGUGUCUCUUGUACCUGUGUUGUACAGUUUUUGACAAGGACCUUUCUUCAUACAAAAAUAUAUACAAAUGGGUUUUUUAAAAGCAAAAUAACAUACUUGAAGGCAUAGCACAAAUCCCUUCCCUGAACCUGCCAUUCCCACAGGGAUAUUUCUGCCCCCUAAAUGAAAACUGUCACUUCAUGCCCUCUCAGUGGAGCCAGAUCUGCUUUCUGGCAUGUAGGCUAAAUCGCUUAACAUUUGGUCACAGUUGCACUGGUUUGCUGUCUGAGCACUGCUGCAGCCAUGAGGGUUUCAAUGGCUUUCUUUUCUUCUUCAGGACAUCAAGCCAAUGAGGGACCAAAUUGUCCGUGUAAAGAGAUACGAGAAGGUUCCUCUCAUCCUGGUGGGGAAUAAAGUGGAUCUGGAGUCGGAAAGGGAGGUUUUGUCGGCGGAAGGUCGCGCUCUGGCCCAGGAGUGGGGCUGCCCAUUCAUGGAGACAUCUGCCAAGAGCAAGACCAUGGUGGAUGAACUCUUUGCAGAGAUCGUGAGGCAAAUGAACUAUGCAUCCCUGCCUGAAAAGCAAGACCAGUGUUGUACAACUUGUAUUGUCCAGUGAAAAAGAGAAAGCAGAACCUCAAUCAUGGCCAUACCAAGCAGGUUGGUGGAAUCUCCAUGGAUAGCAGAAUACCACUCAAGGGUAGGAGGGAGCUGUUAGGCUCAAGGUGGACUACAGUGUCUUCUAUUAUUAUUAUUAUUAUUAUUAUUAUUAUUAUUAAACAAACUGGGCAGUAGCAUUGUUUUUGCAGCAACCCUGUGACUGAGAAGUGAGGAGUGGCAGCGCAUUUGACAGUGUAGGGAGCUUGACCUAUGCUGUCCAGUCAAAUUUGUUCCUGGGCCAGGAUUCAGACUUGUGCUUCCCAAGGAAGCACUUGACUCCACUGGAUCUCUCAGAAACGCACUUUGUUCAGUUUCUUGCCAGCCUACAUUGCCAUGGCAGGUGGCUUCUGCUGGACAUCUGACCAAUGUCUUGUGGUUUGCUGUCGCCCUGAAUUUUUUGCUCUGGCAAUGAGUUUGACUAGCUUUCCUUUGGAGAUCCCUGCUAUUGUUCUCAGUUGCCUUACAUUGCAUCAGACUGUUGGUUCACCUAGCCCAGCGUGGCCUAUAGCAAUUGCUGAUGGCUCCCCAUAGUCUUGCACAGAGACUGGCCUUUCAAAAGCCUUUUAGCCAGAGUAGCAAAGGGUUGGAGCUGCUGCCCUCUGUUUGCAGUGCUUGCAUUCUGCCCCUCUCAAGUUUGCCCAGAAAAUAAUUGUUAACUUGCCCCAGUUGAAUGAGGAUCAUGUGAAUGCACAGCAGCACCUCAGUUAACUUGCCUUGAAGCGUACACCUGCCUUUCGGUGGAGAGCCACUGGUUAGGCCCUAAAGUGCUUGCAUUGGGUACCAGCAGAGUGGACCUCUUUACCUUAUGUGAUCAUACAGGCUAUUCAAAAGUGUUAUGGAGUUUCAACAGUAGUUGGUGAGGUGGGAAAUAAGUGGCAAAACCACAUUAUUUGCAACAGUGCCUAGUAACUAGAUUAACAAGGUGCACAGGCUACUGAUAGUUCAUAGUUAGUCCUGAUAGUUUUUUGGAACCUCAUGAGCGCACCAGCAGGAUGCAGACUAGCGCAGAAAAUGAGGUGGAGAUGCAAGUUGAUGGCAGCCAUCGGGCUGCCUCAUUUAGCCCAGUGUGUAAGGAGGGAGGCUGGCCUGAGGUACUUGCCUCAGCAUCUGUUUCCUGGUUUUCCAUCUUUUCUGGUACCUUCCAGAUUUUGCUGGACUGCAGCUGCCAUCAUUCCUGACCAUUGGCCAGGCUGCCUUGGGCUGAUGGGAGCUGGAGUCCAGCGAAGCACCCAGCCUAGUCCAAGGAGAACCACUCCAGAGGCAGCAAGUCUUCUCUUGAGACUUUCCUCCUGCUGCCUGGCUUUGGGUAUAAAGAUGGCUGUCUAAAAGGAAUGUGGAUAUGGGCCUUCUGAGGUUGAUCAGACCCCAGAGUCCUUAGAAUCAUAGAAUCAUAGAGUUGGAAGAGACCACAAGGGCCAUCGAGUCCAACCCCCUGCCUUGCGCAAGCUGCUCUAAGCAUAUUCCCUGUCAUGCAAAUCACUUUAAUAAUAGAAGCAUCUGAAGAAGCGGAAGAGUGCCACUGCUGAUUCCUACUGUGCUUCUGCAUGAUUUGAAGCUGCCUCUUGGCUCAAAAGAGGCAAGAGGUUACGAAAACAGUCUGAUGUGUCAGCUGUCAUUUAAAUAUUCCAGGGUGGUUGCUGACUGUGUUCUGCAGUUUAAAAGUUUGUGUUGAAACUCACAUCAGUUGCUGCAAAUGGAAUAACACCGGUGACAUUGUGCAGCCUCUCCUUUGCCCUGGUCUGAAACUUCCACUCUUAAAAGGGGGGGGGGGGCUUCCAGUGAAAUACCAGUGGUCUCUCUUCUGUUAUGUCAGGCUGUUUGGGGCUGGGGGGUAGACUGCCUUCCUUGCUGAGGGAUGCCAUUUGCAAAUUCUACUUUGCCAGGUGUAACACUGUCUGAAAAGCAUCACUGCCUGCUUUCUCUGUGCCACUCACAGUAUUGCAGAAUCCUGGCCUUGAUGAUGAAAUUGGCUUACAUGUCAGGGGAAAAUUUGUGCAUUCAAAUGAAGCAUGAGAAAAGGGAAUGUAAAGGAGCCUUGUGUGCUUGAUAGGGUGGGGGAGCUACAGAGGACAAGGCGAAAGGGCCUGACUGAAUCUCAACUACCUUGGGGGCAAGGUAUGCCCAGAAACAGUGGGCGUGGGCUGUUGCACCAAAGUAGUGGAGUCUGUUUAAUACAAGGAUAGGCUGGCCCCUGGCCCAAUCACUGAUCUGUAUCCUGAAAGAGCCGAGCCUGCCUUUGAUUUGCUCUUUGUCUUAACUGCAGAUAAAAACUCAGAGGAAUUUGCACAGAUGCUGCUUUGGAGAAACCCUUUCAGCCCAGGCUGCAGAACUGAGCCUUGCUAAAUGCUGUCUCUCUCUUUAGAGCACAUUUCCAGGCGUGGGUGCAAAAAGGUCAGCGGCGGCCAUGGACAUCCGUAGGCCUGCGACAAACGCUUAGCAUGUUUACCACACAUUCUGAAAUCUGUUCUUUAUCUCUCAGUCCUUCUCGUUCUUUUUAAAAUAGCUUUCUAAAUUCCUAUUAAUGGCUAAUAUGCAAAAGUUCAUUUUAAAAAUAUGUUUUGAUUUCUUUAAUUGAUUUCCAGAACUUGUAUUUAUUAAAUUUUAAACUCAGUAUUACCUACUCAAUGCCUUUUUAAGUGAAAGUUUUAAAGGAGAAUAAAAGUGAGCCUUAAACAAGUGGUUACUUCUGUAUAUUACCUCACAUCCGUGCUUGAUUUGCAAAAAGAAAGUUUUCUUCUCCUCCAAAAUGUCACUGGUUGAAACUUCAAAAUGUUCUGUUUACAUGUGAUGGUGUCAUAGAUAUGAGUCAUAUUGUACGGAUGUUUUUAACAUCACAUUUCGCUAGCAGCUGUGGUGGCUGGUCAUUGGUCUUACAUGAAGAUAGGAAGUUAUUGGACUGGGUCCGGAGCUGACCAGCACUUUGUAUGUGUUUUCCUUCUUAUCACAUGGUAUUCAGAGUUUGUUUGUUUUUCCCCUUUUAAACUGAUGCAGCACUCAUGUUAAAUCACCAGGACAUUUUUCAAUUUCUGAUAUUGUAUUUCUCGGCAAAGAAUAAUGAGUUGCCCACGGGGCUUUUGUUCAAAAGCAAACUUGGGUUUGCCUGACAGGAUUAAGAUGACAUCAAAUGCAAAAACAAAAAAACAUUUUCUAGUUCUUAAAAUACUGUUUCUCUCCUAAUAAUGUUUUGAAGCAAUAUCUGUUUGCUUAUUUCCUGCCCACUCCCCUGGUUUCCAGUACUCUGAGCUGGCACAGCGGGCAAGAGUGUUGAGCAUCAACUCCAUGCACGAUUGCAUUACACAGCCAUUGCCUUCUGCAGAGUUUACCUGAUUUAAACUAUUUUGUCUGGAUACUUGAAAACUUAGAACAGCAACACAGGUAUUAAGCAGAAUGAAAAGUAUAUAAAUAGUUGAAGUGUUGAGGUAGGAGUUUUUUCCAGCAGUGAUUUGAGAAACCGCCUUUUCCUCCCCACAGUCUGAAUAACUGUGGCUCAUUUACCUGUAUCAAACUGUAGGUUUAAGAGCCUAGCUUAAUUAAUUUGAACAUGCUUGAUAAAUACUGGCUUGUCCUAUAAAAGCCAAUAACCUGUUGACAAUGAAUUCUUGCAAUUAAGUACUAGCCUGAGAUAUGAGGCAACUAUAACUUCAAAAAGAGGCACCAGCAUUCUGCAUGUUUAGUCUCAUUUGAACCCUAUUGAGAAAAAAUCAGUUUUAAGUUUAAAGCUUCAGGUUACCAAAUUUGCAAUGGGGUUACUAGAAAUUAAUGUUAGGUUUGCACUUUAAUGGAAGACUUCAAAACUGAAGGCUGUUCUCAAAGUAUAUUUAUAUGGUAACAUGUUAGUAGUGCCAAGGGAACAGAGGAUCCAAAUAAUCUAAUUUCCUAAGAGGGCAGAAACCUUGCAUUGCCACCAAACCCUUUCCCUUUUGUUUCUUAAUUGAUCAUUUGUUAAAAUGUGAUUUAAAAUUCUUAACUGACAUCAGCAGUUGGUAUAUUACCAGGAAUGGCUAAACUUAUGCCCAGUGUCAGUUUCCUCACUGCAAAUUGGAAUAAGGGACCAAAUGUUUAGCUGAGGCUUCCUCUUGGGUUGCAGUGAGGAGUAGCUUUGUGGAAGUAGCUGAUAACGCAAGGUGCAUAUUUGCAGGACCCCCAGGCCUGCCUCCUGGGUCUCUUUGUUAAUUGAAAAAGUUGUCUCUUAAGCCCCCUUUUAGCUUCAUCAGGGCUUGUUGAGGGCAAAGCUUCUGGUGGGCUGCUUCCUUUGACCCUCCAGCAUCUCUCUUGGGUGUUCAAAUCACUGCAGUGGGACUCUCCAAACAAAGGCCAUUUUCAGAGGUCUCCCAAACCACCCUGGGAUAUCUGUCCCCUAGACUGAAAAGUGGCAGCAGAACACAAGAUAAUUCUGAAAGAAUUAUUGUCUCCCUUAGCCACCUUUUCUGUUGUUUGCAUGGUGGGUGUUGAGGCCCUGCUCCUCUCCCCCCAGAGCAACUGGCCAGGGUCCGUGAAUGCAGCUGUUUUUUGGGAGAGAAAUACCCCCCUGGGUACAAUUGUGACCUUUUGCAUGGACACAGCUGAGAGCCGUGAUAUGUGUGAAAAGUACCUAAAAGGAAACCUGAACUUAACCAGUGUGCUGUACCUUUUAUUGGUGAAAAAGUAAAACCUGGAAAAAUUAGUGAAUGCAAAACUUAGAACUAUGAUCUAAUGCAUUGUAAACUAAAAACCACCUAUUACCCCCCCCCCGGAUUUCAUUCAUUCAUUAUUUUGUAAGACGACCCUACAGUCCACCUGUUUGUAACUUUUUUAAAUAAAAUAGAUACCUGUAUUAAUUACCAAAACUGCAUCACUGUUGUUUGUCUUGGUAAUAUCUAUGCUAGGGGAAGUGGCUGGGUUUCUAGAAUGAGGUAGUUGGUGUGUACCAUAUAAUUGCAGCUGUGAGCCAGAGUGCAAAAUUAAGUUUCCUAAGAAUCUGUGAUUCGUGUGUGUGUGUGUGUGUGUACACACACACCAUAUUCUAAAGCAGAUGUGAAGAACCCCUGGCCCUUCAGCCCCAGCAAGCAUGGCCAGUUCAGCAGGAGAAGGGCCAAAUAUUCCCCAUGCCUGUUCCAAAGUGUCUGCCGGAAUACUGGAAAUGGGCAAAUGUCUUUUUUUCCCCAACAAGGUGAGGGAAAUACAGUGGUGCCUCGCAAGACGAAAUUAAUUCGUUCCACGAGUUUUUUCGUCUAGCGAAUUUUUCGUCUUGCAAAGCACGAAAUCCCAUAGGAAUGCAUUGAAAUUCAAUUAAUGCGUUCCUAUGGUCAAAAAAAGUCCAAACAAAGCCAAAUUUGGUACAACAAGAGUUUAUUAAGUGCUCUUUAAAGUCACACAUACAGUGGUGCCCCGCAAGACGAAUGCCUCGCAAGACGGAAAACCCGCUAGACGAAAGGGUUUUCCAUUUUGGAGGUGCUUCGCAAAACGAAUUUCCUAUGGGCUUGCUUUGCAAGACAAAAAUGUCUUGCGAGUUCCUUUCCCCCCUUUUUUUCCCUCCCCCCCCUUUUCCCAAGCCGCUAAGCCGCUUAUCAGCUGAUCCGCUAAGCCGCUUAACAGCUGAUCCGCUAAGCCGCUUAACAGCUGAUCCGCUAAGCCGCUUAUCAGCUGAUCUGCUAAGUCGCUUAUCAGCUGAUCCGCUAAGCCGCUAAUAGCCCUAAUCCGCUAAGCCGCUAAUGGGCUUGCUUCGCAAGACGAAAAAACCGCAAGACGAAGAGACUCGCGGAACGGAUUUUUUCGUCUUGCGAGGCACCACUGUACUGUAAAGAGCAUUUCAAAAAUUGAAGGAACAAUAAAUUAAGUUUCUAAACAUGACAGAAAAACAUUUAAAAAUCAACAAAGUGUACAGUACAUUUUCUAAGACUCUGGGGGACAACUCGAAGAAGGUUCCUCUUCCACUCUUUGCUUCUUGCUGAAGAACCCCCUCCUCAACUGUUCCCCCAGCCACCCACCACACAGAAAUUCAAAUCCAGAAAUUUUUUUAAAAAACAGAGUGGCCCAAUGGUCACAGAAAAUCAUAAAAAUGCAGAAAAAAAACCACACAAGCUUCCAGAUUCUUGCAAACCCCUCCUCAACUGUUCCCCCAGCCACCCACCACACAGAAAUUCAAAUCCAGAUUUAAAAAAAAAAAAACAGCAGAGUGGCCCAAUGGUCACAGAAAAUCAUAAAAAUGCAGAAAAAAACACACAAGCUUCCAGAUUCUUGCAAACCCCUCCCCAACACCAAGUCCUUGAAUUCCAAACACCCCAACCCAAAAUCCAAAACCCCCCAAAAAAGUUUUAAAAGUUUAACUACCACACCGCGUUCUAUGAGUUGCUCCUCGAAGUCAAGUCGCAACUGUAUUAACGGUGUUAAGAAAAGGAAACAAACUUGCAAGACGUUUUCGUUUUUCGUCUUGCGAAGCAAGCCCAUAGGGAAAUUCGUCUUGCGAAGCAGCUCAAAAAACGGAAAACCCUUUCGUCUAGCGAGUUUUCCGUCUUGCGAGGCACCACUGUAGAGAGAAUUGAGGAGGCAGAUGUGAGAAACCACAACCUGGUCUGCUUGAUGUCAGCGGUUAGGUGUAAAAAAACUCAGGCUUUGCAAAGCUGGGGGCACUGGGUCAAGUUCAUCACCUUGGUUGAAUUAAUUAAACUAUAGAUUUAAUUGGAUUUUGAAUAAAUGUGCAAUUAAUUGUUAAUGCUUUGAAUUUUAUUGUUAACUUCCCUAGUGGGUCCUGCAAACUGCCAUUUGGAUAAUGGUUUUGACAGAUAGGAUAGGGGGCACUGGGAAUUUAAUGGAAUCAAGGGGGUGGCAACCGCAAAAGGUUUGUGAACCACUGAUUUAGAGUAAGUCAUACUAGACCAGCAUUUAUCCUUUCUUCUUUAUUAGAGUUUGUAGUGUGGUAGAUAAUAGAUUUCUAUAUCUUGACUUCAGCAAAGCAUUUGAUAAGGCCUAUGAUGCUCUUGUUGAAAAGUUGGUGAAAUGAAAAUAGGUACCUAGAAAGAUGAAACAAACAUCAUUCUCUUAUCUAUCUAUUUAUCAUUUAUCUACUGGGUGAUAGAAUUGGUAAGGAUUAACUGGUUGAAGAACUGCACUGAACAAGUGCUCUUCCAUGACGUCUCUGUGUCAGCCUGGAGAGAAAUGUGUUGUUUGACUUGGAUGAAGGUAUAGAGGGAUUGUGGAUUAAAUGUGGAGAUGGGUAAUAUCAUGGAACACAGCACCACAAUUCAAGAUGAUCCUGGACAUUAGCCCAGAUGGUGUGGCAACCAAGUUCUAUGAGGAAAGAACUAAUGGAAAGAACUCUUAAGGGGAAGUUAAAGGGAGACAUGAUAGCUGUCUUCAAAUACCUGAAGGGGUUUUCUGCUGGAGUAGGGGUGUCCUCUCUUCCCCCAGAAGGCUGGAAGGGAACCAAGAGGUGGGAACUUUGGCAGGGGUGUGUGUGGAAUUAGCUGGAAGCUUCCUAAUGUUAAGAAGUGUUCAGUGGUGGAACAGACUGUCUCAGAGGUAAUGGGCUCUCCUUCACAUUUAUGCACAGGAUGAACAGCCUUCUGUCAGGUUGCUGUGGUUGCACUCUGCCUUCAGAAGGGGCUGAACUAGACGAUCUUCAAGAAGAUUAGGUCAGGGGUCAACAAGCUUUACCUCACCUGGGCCGGUUCACUCCAGUGGAGGUUCUUCUGUGGGCCAGAUUGCAUGCGCGAUUUCUGGCGUCAGCACCUGCGCAGACAUGAUCUCCGGCGCCACGGAAGCGAGCCCCCGUGCUGUGCUGUGUCGGUUUAGCGCAGCGCACGGAGACUUGCCAAGCAGGCGGCUCGGUACCAGGGCGGCUCAUGGGCCAGUUAAACGACCCCCUGGGCCUCUUGUGGCCCAUGGGCCUUAGGUGGCCAACCCCUGGAUUGGAUGGUUUUUUGUCGUUUCGUUCUGGGUUGGAUUCAGCAAUGAGUCUUUAAUGGGCUGUUUCUGGUUCAGACUAAUAACAGUGCAAAACCAAGUUUGCCACAUCUGAACCAUUUCACUAGCAGGUUGCAUUAAAAAAUGUAUAGUGCUUAUAGGCAUAUGUAGUUAAUAAAACUGAGAGAUUGCAUCUUAAUCCAAAUAUUAAAUUAUUUAAAAUGUUGCUCAAAACCUUAGAACAGUUAAUAGAGGAUAAUAAAGACUCAAGGAUGAAAUAGCAAGCUAAUCUUGUAUUACUAUAAAAGGUGUAGUGGUGAAGUAUAUUGAUUAUAUUUUUUAGAAAAUAUUCAUUUUCUUAAUUUCAAAUAGAGGCUUGGGGUGUGCUCAACCACAGGAAUGCUCAACACUGGUUAAGGUUUCAUUUCCUUUAUGUUCUAUUCUGACAUACUGCUUUUAAAAAGGCUGCUAGCACUCGUUUUUGGGCAAAAAGCUUAGCAACAUAGUACUUUUCUUUUACAGGACAAAUACCUCUGAAACCCUUCCAUGAAGUAGGAACUAGAACCAACUCUUCUGACAAAUGCAGGGUGGCGUUUUUAAAAAGUAUCUCUGAGCAAUGGGCAUUAAACAAUAAAUUAAGCCAGGAAUGUAGGCAGGCCAAGAGAGGAACACAAAGACUAUUUUUCAGAGCUUUGAUUUCAGUCUAUUUCUUAUGUAAACCUAAAGGAUACAUCCCAUCUAAUGACCGACCUUUUGGAAUGGACUUCAGCUCACUCUCCUGAAGUGUCAUGAACUUGUGGCUCUUUACUCUUGAUGUUGAGCCGAGCAUGUGUUGAACCCAAGGUGAACUGUUCCGGAAGCUCUGCAGUCACCAUCUUGCUAGUCAAGAUAACCCCACAAUUAAUUUGUACUGGUUAUAACAAUGAGCUCAUAUAUGCUUAUAUUUCCUUGCUUUGAUAUAAGCUAAUGGGCUUGCUUUGAUGUUCUCCUUAUCUGUGGGCUUGGAGUGCUGGGCUCUGAGCCCAGAAAGGGGAGCUGAUGGUAAGACUUGGGUAUUUGCCACCUAUGCCCUAAUCAGGUGCGGAAAAGCCACCUGCUAACUGUGGUGUCUAUCCUAUGUCUGUAAAGGCUAGUGCUGUGAGUCUGCACCUUUGUUUUAAUAAAGCAUUAGAAUGCAACACUGGCUUUUCUGACAUCCUUCUUUGGUAUCCCUGCAUCCAACCACUCCCAUGCACUGGCAGAGGAAGAGGAGUGGGGGGGAGUAUACUGCCCCCGGCAGCACGAUCCUGGUGGGGUACCAUUGCAGCUGCCCCCCCCGCCCGCGCUGGGUGCCACGCCCCUGCAGGCGACAUGCCAGGCCCCCAGGACACACGCCAGCCCCGCCCCACCUGCUCUCCGCCCCCCGGUGCCAGAGCAUGAAGCUCUGCCACUGCUCCCAUGAGCUCUCCUUUGGGCUUGAGGUUCAGGGCAGAGCUACUAACCUUGCUUUGUGUGUCUUACAGUGUUAUGGGGUUUCUUUUUUACCAUUUUAAUUUUUUUUCGUGUUUGGCCGCAUCCUUCCUUGUUACGAUUUUAAAAAAUCCAGUCGCAAAUGUAGUUAUGCAAAAAGGUAUCUCUGAACACAGCCAGAGUGCCUUUCCUUUGCCUGUUUUUAAAGCACACAAGCCAAGGUGUGAGUGGCAAAAUUGCACAUCUUCUGCAGCAAAGGGAACUGUUUCCGCUCAGACAUGAGCUCAACCACUUCCUCCUCUACAGAUCCAGCUCAAGGCAUGGUCCGUGCCUGCCACAAGGCCAAGGACAGGGAGGUGGCAGAACGCUCCACAGAAACAGUGCCAGAAGUUGCGCAAGAUCAGAGCAAAUUACAGCAAAGAGGAAAUUAUAUAUUUUUAAUUGCUUUUUUUAAAAACAUGUUUGUCUUGCUCUUCCGCCGUGGGAAAGUGGGCCCUCAUGCAAAGUAGAAGGACACAUUAUCGUUAACUCCGGUUGAGAGAGUGUGGCUGCUUCAAGGUCUCGCCCAGUGUGCAUCAUGGUUGGGUGAGGACUGCUCACUGUGAAAUCCAGUCUGUCAUCUGCGUCACACAAUGGGCUCUCAGCAUGACUAAGCACAAAGGGCCACACCCAAUGGGAAACAACACCAGUGAACUUCUCUCAAAUGCAAGCAUCCAACAACUGCUUUUCUUAACUUGCCCUCAGCUGCAUGUGAUAUUUGGUAGGGUGGCAUAAUGUAAAGUGCAUGAUGUGGUACAAAAUACCAGGUCAGGCCCUUGGUCUGACCAGCUCAGUGUUGUCAGCACUGACUGGCAGCAUCUCUCCAGGGUUUCAGGCAGGAGUCUCUCCAAGCCCCAUGGGAGAUGUCAGGGAUCAAACCUGUGACUACAGCAUGCAGAGCAAAUGUUUUGCCGCUGAGCUACAGGCCGUUGCCACCAAGAGGUGGGACAUGGAAGCAUAUGCAUCCCUUUCAGUAGGACCAUCAAGAGUGUUCAGCUGGGGCUGUGUCCCACGCCACACAUUUAAAACACAUGGCUUCCCCAAAGAAUCUUGUGAACUGGUUUUUAAGGGUUGCCGGGAACUGUAGCACUGUGAGGGUUAAACUCAAAUCCCCACUCAGUUAUGUUGUUCCCUGGGUGACUGGUCACUUUCUCAGUCUUACUUAGCUCACCUCCCGUUCACCUAUCUUCCUCCCUCUGCCUUCUCCAUUUUGCGUCCCGGGGCUGAAUUUUGUAAGCCCAAUGGAGGCAGAGACCUGUCCUCUUGUAUUUUGUUCAAGGCUCAUGUUAAUUGGCUGGUGGUGCUAGACUCUCUUCUGAGAGCUGCUUUAUUUCAACAUAAAACUUAAGAGCACUGAAUGCUUUAAGGAGAGCCACUUGUUCCCUUCUGAGUGUGAGUUAGUCCACUGCUAAUUCGGAGGAGCUUCAUUUAGAAGCCAGCAUCUGCAGGAGGACUGGGAUUUAAAGGGAGUGCAAGAGUGCAAGCCCAGAGGAGUGCAAGGCUGCCUCCAACGCAUACACAACACGAAACUGAAAAUCUGACAGCUUGGUAAAAAUAACCAGAAGAUGGUGCUCUUUUAAAGCAAAUAAAUGUCUCUUCCACUGACCAAAGGCACAGUCGCCUUGCAAAGCAACCUGUUCCAGAAAAAAAUAAUUAAAAUAUUCCACCUUCAGGAACUUAGAAAGCUGUCUUCUGUUAGGAAAGACCCCUCUAGCUCUGCAUUGUUUACACACGGACUGGCAGCAGUUAUUCCUUGGAUGUUAUGGGCAAAACACCCUCAUUUCAAGGAACAGGGUCACACAUUUCCCCAUCCAACUGUCUUUGUAAAGCCAGCCCCAUAAAUGCUGCCUGAUAAAAAUUGUUAAGAUGUAAGUGCACAACAGAGAGAAAUCUGGCACACAUGUGGUCCAAGGUUACUUUUUAAAACCUUGUGCCUUGUGUCUUUUGCCCUUGCCUGUAUGCAUCCAGUCUCUGAUGGUUCCUUCUAUGAGUUCUUUGAAGGGAAAAGCUGCAAAUAUUCAAUUUCUCCAGCAAAGAAAAGUUAAAUUUGGUGUGAUUGAGGAUGGCAGGCUCAUCAGAAGGAUGAAGAUAACAUUUCUUGUGUUGUUGAGACAAGACUGCAACCACUCAGGCUGUUAAACAUUCAUCAGUGUGGGGCAGAUCUGUUCAGACAACCACCUGGUUUAGAAGUCAUGUAGGGAUUUUGCUUCAUAAGGGGGAAAGCAGGAAGAGAAAAGCAAAAGACUUCAACAUGCCUCCACUUACACAAAGUACUCCUCUCUUGUAAAUAACCAGUACCUGUAAGCCCAUGGAUAACUGCAGUCCUUUCCCACGUUGCUAUAUGCUGGGUCAUCAACUAGAUUCUGAUGGAAGAAUGGGUCACUGCAGGCCCACCUGGCAUGACCAAGAGUUAUGGGUGAUUGGAGUUGAAGUCCACUUAUAUCUGGAGAUCCACUGGUUCCCCAUCUCUAAUCUUUUAAAAAAAUCUCUAGUUCUCAUGGUAAAAAACAAAAAUAAAACAAGUUCAUAUAGGUCCAAGCUGCAGGUGCUGAACUCUCUGAAAUUCUGAGUCUGGCAAGUGGCUGCUCCUCGUGCUUCAGUUGUUUAUGGAGCAAUGAGGACUGGUUCAAACCCAGAGCAUCUCUAGAGAAAUGCAGUUUCUUACUUCUUAGCAUAAUACUAGUCUCUUAGCAUUUCAGAAACUCAGGAAAGCUGCAAACAAAAGAAACCCUUUUAGCUGCCUGGCGAUUGUGAUGGUGGCGUUGGUGUCUACCUUCAGCACCUUCCCUUUCCUGCUUAUGCUCCAGUUGCCAGCACUUGCCCUCCUGCAGAGACUGAAAUCCUGUAUGAAUCAGAACAGGAGCAAGCCCAGCCCCCCCCCCCCGCCGCUGCCGCUUGCAUCCCAGAGUGUCAAGAUCUUGCCAACUGCUCAGCUGCCUGCUCAAGGAUGCUGCACCUGAAGGUCCAAUUUUUGGAUGACUCCCAGAAGAUCUUUGUCGUUGAUGUAAGUGGAUUUUCUCACUGUUAUUAGUUUGUUAUUGAGACUCUUGGAAUGUCUCUGAGCUUCCUAGCUGCUGCCUCAUUUUGGCAUUUAAAAAAAAAGUGAAAUCACAGUUAGGUGGCAAAGGUGAACAUGUAACGAGGGGUAGCUAACGCUCUUGGGGGGUUGUAGUGUUUAUUGAACAAUAUGGAAAAUUUAAUAUUUUUUGCAAUAAUUCCCUGUUUUUAUGUGAUACGGAAAGCUUGAGUUUGAUGACUGAACACCAACAAUAGUGUGCACCAGAAAAUCUUUUUAACGGAAAACGUAAACAUGUGUCUGUGUGGGUCAGUUCAAGAGGCUGCCAGGGGGAGAGGUUGUUGGUAAUUUGUUUUCCCUUUAAAAAAACACCUCUUUAUUAUAGAGAAAUUGAAAAAUAAAAUAUUUUUGGAAGAAAGCUAUAUCACUUGCUCAGUAACAUUGAAACUUCUAAGGAAGACUGCAUGGAAUUCUUUGAAUUCAUUUAAUAUAUAUUAUUGCAAAAUCAAUAAAAUUAUUUGAAAGAAAGGAAUAAUUAGAAGCAACAAUUAAAAUAAUGUUAUUUAACAAUAUUAAAAUGAUAGGCUUGCCAAAAAUCAGUAUUCAAAUAUUGAAUCUAAAGUGUAAUCACCAUACAGAAAAUUAAUUCUGUGUUAAUGUGUUGUUCUUAAGCUGCGCCUUUUAGUGUGCAAAGUAUUGGGUUGCUGUUCUUCCUUGUUUUCAGGAUUCUAAUGUCUUAUCUUAAACUUGUUGUCUCUGUUACCCAGUAUCUUAAUCAAAGGAAGGCACUUCAAAAAGCUCUUAUUUAAAAGCAGCUUUAUAUUGUCAGGUAAAAGGUCAAGUUAAAAUGUAUCCCUUUCAAAACCCAAUUACCUCCAUAGGUUGGUUAUAUUGUUCUGUUUCUGAUUAAAUUUAGACAUCUUGCAACAUGCUUCUCUGCCUGCCUUUUUCCCAAGCCAAUGAAAGACUGGGAUAUAAAGCCUCAGUUGGUAGAAUAUGAAACUCUUAAUCUCAGGGUUGUGGGUUUGAGCCCCGUGUUGGGAAAAAUAUUCCUGCAUGUCAGGGAGUUUGACUAGAUGACUCUCAGGGUCCCUUCUAACUCUGCAAUUCUGUGAGUCUAUGUUCUGCCAUGAUCUCUCAUCUGGGUGAGGUUUUAUUUGUAAGGAGAGGUAGGUGCAAGAUAAUAUCCAGAUCAAUAGUAUGGAACACAGGAACAAGGAAACUGCCAUCGGUCCAUCCAGCUCAGUGUUGUCUACACUGACUGGCAGCCACUCUCCAGAAUUUCAGAUGGGGUUCCUCCCAGUCCCACCUGGGAUUGAACCUGGGACCUUCUGCAUUCAAGGCACAUGAUCCUCCCCUGUGGCUUCACUUCUGGCAAGUUCAUGGGAUGCAGGGGUCAGAAAAAUAUUUGGGUUUAUUUUCUUUCUCCUUCAGCUAUUGAGCAAUAUUUUUUAAUAUAUAUAAAUAUUUUUAUUCAUUUUACAAUACGAAAUUAUAAAAACACAUAACAAAAUUUUUCACAAAUACAUUCUUUUGGACUUCCCUCAGCUCUCCUGCGAAUCCUCCGUUUUAAUUCUUGCUUACACAUUUCCUAAUUUAAUAUUGCCUUUUAGAAAACCUUCCCCCUCCCUACUCCCUUUUUUUACAAUAUUUCUAAUAUUCUCCUUCACAGAACUUCUUGCAAACCGGCAAACGUUGUUUGUUCAUCGCAUAUACUUUUCAAAUAAUCUACAAAUUUACUCCAGUCCUCGGUGAACCUAUGGUCCCGUAGAUUCCAGAUCUAUUGAGCAAUAUUUAUAUGCUGCUUAUAUACCACUUUACAUAAAACAAUAUAAAGUGUUCAUUAAAUAUACUGAUAAAAAUGCAUUGUUGCUGUCGCAGCUUUAAAGAUCUCCUUUAAUACUGCAAAAGUUUGGAGACACAAGAUGCAAAGAAAUGUUUUUUUAAAGGUUGCUAACAGUGACAAGGAGCACAUCCUGUCUGGCUGUUCUCAUUUAGAAAUGUAAGGAAUCUCAACCAAUAAUCAGUUGAAUUUCAGCUUCUCUGUACCUCCAGCAGCUUUUCGCACCUUGCCCCUCCAUAUCUGACCCAGACAUCAUCGUUUUUGCUCUGCACAGCAUAUUAUUGCAACAAAUAGGUUCCAUUAAGGCCCUGUCUUUCCUUUUCAAACCUCUGAAACCCCCCCGGCACAUGAUGCACUUGGAAGCUAAAUGGCUACAAUAAAUGAGAAUCUGAAUUAGCGAGUCUUUUGGAAUAGAAAAGGGGCCUCAGGUUAUAUUCCCAACCAAUCUUUCACAAUAACUAGCUUUGUGGCUCUUGUUAGUUACAAGUCCUGGAUGAGGUCAGGAAUCUCUUAGUGGAUGUCUGGUAGGUUUCAGGGCUGGUAAACAGGACCCAACUGGCAUCCUGAGAAUGUGGGUUGCCUUGGUCUUUAGAGAGCUCUGCAUGGGUGCAGUCCAGCCUUUUCCGACCCUGCUGGCUCCCAGAUGUUUUGCACCACAGAUGUUUUGAGAGCUGUUGUCCAAAACAUCCAGAGGGCACUGGGGUUGGGGGAGGAUGGUGCAAUGCAACUUCAUAUGCAUCUGCACCAGGACUGCCGAAAGCCGAGGGAACUCCAACUAUAAACGUCCCUUUAACACAUGCAUGCACAUGAAAGCUUAUACCAAGAACAAACUUAGUUGGUCUCUAAGGUGCCACUGGACAAUUUUGUAAUAUAUUCCCUUUAACACAUUACUCCCACAAAGAAGCUUCCCUGAGUAUAAGUGGCUGCAGAGCUUGGGCAUCUGAAGAAGUGAAUUCUCUAUUCAUGGGCCCAUGCAUAAACUGGAACCCUGGGGUCCUGCAUAUGUGGAGGCCUAAACACACAGAAGGUCAAAACAUAUAUGGUUCCAAUAUCCACACAGCCAAGCUUGACGUUUGGGCAUAGGAAGGUGGAGAGAUGUGCAAGGAGUGGGGCAAGGUGCCACUUCCAUGAGGAACCCCUGCCCAGUAAAUUUCUCUUUAUGUUAAGCUUCAGGGCAUGGUGGUUUGUGGCAUUUUUCAGCAGCUGAAAUGCUUGACGAUGAUGGAACACUUCAUAUGAACACUCAAAGGGCUGCACUCGUGGCAGAGUGAGUGCUUUGCAGGCAAAAGGUCCUUGGUUCAGACUUUGGCAUCUCCAGGAAGGACUGGGAGAGAGGCCUCUGCCUGAAACCCUGGAUUAGAUAAUACUCAGCAAAAGGCAGAAUUAACAAUAUGGACUCCAAUACCAUAGCAAUCCAAAGAGGCACAAGACAAGGAUGCCCACUGUCUCUCUUCCUAUUCAUCUUGGCCCUGGAACCCCUAGUAAUCCGACUCUGAGCAUCCCCAGGUAUCAAGGGUGUGGAAAUAAAAGGUAAAACCUAUAAACUAGGGCUCUUCGCAGACAACCUGAUGGUCACUACACCAGACCCCAUAAACACAGUAACCUCUCUAAUCAGAGAACUCAACACAUUUGCAAUAGUGUCAGACCUACAAGUAAACUUUGCAAAUUCUGAGGCUGUCACCAACAUCACAAAGUUAAAACUCUGCCACACCAAAUUCAAAUACUUAGGGGUACAAAGAAACCAGAAACCUCAACAAACUAUAUCUCCACAAUUACAAUCCCCUGUGGUGACAAAUCAACAAAGAUUUGAGGAAAUGGAACAAAACCAACUUCAACCUCUCAGACAAAAUAGCCAUGAUCAAAAUGAGCACCUUCCCACAACUAACCUACCUAUUCCAAACUCUCCAGAUAAAAACCUGGCAAGCCAAAGGCCUACACUGUCUAAAAGACUUCUACAAAAACAACAGACCCAUACCAACACCCAAAUACUUUGGCUAACACACCAUAAACUACAUGCCUUCUUAAACAAUCCAGCAGUAAAAUCAGCAGCCACUAGGCCCUUGACCACCUUCAAAACCUUCUCCUCAGAGCAGAGGGACACAGCAAAAGGAUGGUAUCCACAAUAUACAAAAUACUGCUCCAAAACCCAACAACCCCCCUUGAUGCAAUCAAAUAACAAAUGGGAGCACGGCAUAGGUUACGAAAUUAACCCCACACAAUGGACUACAAUGUGGUCUAAACCUCCCUUUAAGUCCAUCUCAGCGAUGGUACCUAACACCACAGAAACUGGCGCUGAUACGCCCAGGAACUUCACCAAGAUGUUGGAGAGGCUGCACAUCCACAGGCACAUACCUCCACAUGUGGUGGGAAUGUCCCAAAAUCCAACCCUUCUGGGCAGCAGUCCUACAAAAAACUAACAGUUAUUAGAACUCACCCUGGAAUUAGCCCUACUGAACAUCUUCCAAGAUCAUAAUGACCAUUCACAUUAUGCAGAUCUUACAACCCACCUGCUCUCAGCAGCCAGAAGCCUCAUAGCCAGACACUGGAGAGAUCUGUCAGGAGUAAGCAUGGACCAGUGGUAUCAAAUUGUAUGGGAAACAGCCUUAUUAGAAAAACUAACCAAUAAAGUGAAACUGACAUGGGGACAAAUAGAAGAAGACGCCUUCAACCCAGUAUGGCUCCCCUUUAUCACAUACACAGGCCAACAAGACAAUGACAAGAAUCCACCGACAGCAUAGGAAUCAAUCUUUUGACUUACCUGACCCAACAAGCCCCCCCCCCCCCCCACAAAUGCAAACAAACCCCACUGCAGCCAACCACAGACAACCAACCACACCCUGGGACCCUAAUACCUCUCACUAUACCAAGAUAAUGUAAUAAACGAACAGAAAGAGAACCUACCCAGUUGAUGCUGACACAACCCCACCACACACACAUUAUACAAAAGAAUACGAGCCUCACCACCCCACCCCUCCUCUCCCCACUCUUCUUCCCCAACCUUAUACUGUACUCAACACUAAUGUCUCACAACAAAUGUAACUGAUUUAUAAGAAAGACUGUACAAUCUGAAAAAAGAGACAAGGCAUGUACUUUUGUAAACCAAGAAAAUCUUUAAUAAAAAUUAUUUGUUAAAAAAAUAAAUACUGAGUCAGGUGGCCCAAUGGUCUGACUGUAUAAGGCAGAGCCCUGAGUUUCUAUUCCCAACCAAGUUGAAUUCAGCUGGUUGGGGAUUAAACCUGCCCUGGCCUUGGCUCAGUGGUGCUGACUUCUGCUUUGCAAGCAGAUAGUUUCAGGUCCAAUCCCCAAUAUCUCCAGGUUAAUCUCUGAACAGCCACGAGAUGGACCAAGUGUCUGACUUCAAGUGAGGAGUCUUAACUGGGUCCCAGUUAUUCUCAACUGGGUCUCAGCAGCUAUACAGAAGGUUUUGGGGAAAGUUUUUUUUAAUGGUCCCCACUCACUUAUUUGUCUACUUUAUGUAAAUGAUAGAGGGUUGCUUACAUGGUGGAGUUGUGCCCUCUAAAGAAGCUUGAAAGUAAGUAAGUAAGUAAGUAAGUAAGUAAGUAAGUAAAGUUUCUCAAAUGGCAUGGCAGGGAUUAAAAGUUACUUGUAUUUCAUAUUAAAUCAUAGAUGAAAUAAUGGAAACGUAGAGUUGGAAGAGAUCCUGAGGGUCAUCACUAGUGAUGGCUCAGGCACUGGUCAAUAGAUGUCCAUAAUGAUUGUGCUACCUGCACCUUUGCACUUCACCCGCAUUCAUGAUGAAUGUGGAGGCUGGGAUAGGGGAAGGAGCAAAUUUUGUCAGUGGCAAAAUAUCCCCAGCAGGAAAAUCAGAUCUCCUUAUCACAGCCAGGGCCUCAUUUGCAGAAGCUUCACAAUAAAUUAUUAUGUAUGUAUAUCAUGAAAGGGACACGGGUGGUGCUGUGGGUUAAACCACAGAGCCUAGGACUUGCUGAUCAGAAGGUCGGCGGUUCGAAUCCCCGUGACGGGGUGAGCUCCCGUUGCUCGGUCCCUGCUCCUGCCAACCUAGCAGUUCAAAAGCACAUCAUGUGCAAGUAGGUAAAUAUGUACCGCUCUGGCGGGAAAGUAAAUGGCGUUUUCGUGCGCUGCUCUGGUUCGCCAGAAGCGGCUUAGUCUUGCUGGCCACAUGACCCGGAAUCUGUCUGCGGAUAAACGCCAGCUCCCUCGGCCUAUAGAGCGAGAUGAGCGUGCAACCCCAGAGUUGGGCACGACUGGACCUAAUGGUCAGGGGUCCCUUUACCUUAUAUCAUGAAAGAGUGGCAACAUGUUGGCUGCCGCAGACACUGAAGGUGUAAUUGGUUUGUUAAACAGGAUUAUAUACAGCACAAGAAGAGCCUGCUGCUGAAUCCGGCCAAUGGCACAUCUAGUCCAGCAUCCUGUUCUCACAGUGGCCAACCAGAUGCCUCUUGUGGGACCCGAGCAGAAGAGCAACUCUCCCUUCCUGCGGCUUCCUGCUGUUCAGAAGCAAUACUGACUCCAGCUGUGGAGGUGGAACAAAGCCAUCCUGGCUGGCAGGGCUCUUAAUGCAGACCUGCCACAUGCAGCAUUUCCCUAGAUCAUAGGAAGUGUGGGAGGGGGAGGAGAGAGAGGGCACUUAAGGGAUCAUCAUGCCAAGUUAAUUCACUGUGCCUUAAUGCAGCCUGGCUAAGGCUCCAGUCUCCCACAGCCAGGAGUCCACAGGGAAAGCUAAGAAUUGGCAACGGCCAAGUAAUAUAUCCUUCAUAUCCCAACCUGACCACUGAGGGCCUCAGGGGAUGGCUCAGAUGCAGGGCUCGUAACUGCUAGAGACUGCAUUCAGUACCGUGGGCCAAAGCCUGUGGAACUCCCUCCUGCCUGUGAUUAAGGCAGGCAGCCCACUGUUGCAUGACUUUUUUUGGUCCAGCAAGCAUUCUAAGGGAGUGUUGAAUAUUGAAUUUUUAUUGUAUGUUUAGAAGUGCUAAUGGCUGAGAAGUAUAUAAAUGUUUUGAAUAAAUAAAUACAACCUUGGAUGGUGCAAAUAUUUUGACUGUCUUGCUUAGCAACUCACCUUCUUCUGGGCCACCUUGGUCACCAGGCCAAGCCCAAGACAUUUUGCCGCCUGAGACAAAACAGAAAAUGGCACCCCCCUCCGGCCACAGUGCAAAGAUUCUCCGUUCCCUUGCACGGGAAAGGAAGCGCCUGCACCAGAUUCCCCGGGUGGGCCCUAUCUCAUCCCAAUUAGAUCACAGCAAGAGACUCUCUUGUGAGGAAACGGCAAGUGCUGAUCUCCGACUCUGUUCCUCUGGGAGCCAGUGCCCCAAUAUUCUAGUGCAGGAGGAAUAAACAGUGAUAAUUGUUUUAAUUACUGCUGUGAUCCAGCCGUUUGGAAGGGAACCGGGACAGCCCCAGAGAGAAUGCUGUUAUUAUGCUGUCAUUUUCCAGCUGCCUUCCUCCACCGGGGUAGUAAUUUUAAGGUCGUUGUGUGCAGCAAGGGAUUAUCUAAAAAUGUUAGCGUGCAUGUUCCACGCUGAGCACGACCUGCGGUGUGUAAGCAACCCCUCAAUUUCCUCUGAAGCCAAAGUCACAAUGACAGGUGCGUCUGGACACUUGCCAGCUGCAGUUUUCCUAGCAGAGGGGCUGCUGUGCCAUGGGGUUUGGGGCUCCUUUGUGUCCCCAAACAAAGCAAAAGUCCCAGUGCCUAACAGUAACUGGCGCUGUUACGUAAGACUCAUUCCCCAUUUGUAAUGAAUUAAUGUUUCAGUGUGGGGGCCCCCACAUUUUGGAGCUUCUUACCCAUUGACACCAGGCAGCCACCUUCACUGUACUCCUUCCAACACCUGCUUAAAACAUUUUUGCUAAAGCAAUCCUAUGCAGCCCAGGGAGAGUCGACACAGGUUUUAAUCUGGUGUUUUGCUUAUCAUUGAUUUUAUUUUUAUUUUUUUCUAAAGGCUUUAAAAUGUUCUUUUCAACUGUUUUUUUAACUGAUGAUUUCAUUGUAUGUUUUUUUGUAAACCGCUUUGAGAUUUAUUUAUUUUUACAGUCAAGCAGUAUGUAAAGCUUAUAGAAUAAGUAAUUUGAAUUAAGGUUUAUCCAUCACCUUUCUUGCACAUACAAAAUCCUCCCAUUUUUUAUUUUUUUUUUAAGAGGACUUCCGGGUCAGCGCCAUCGGUGAAUGGCGGAGUUCCUCCGUCCGGAGGAACGGGCUCCGUGGAAACUGGGUCUUCCCGCCGCGGCGAAGGUGGGGACCCGCUAGAAAUCCCAGGUGGAGGAAGCCUGGGAACGUGGGGUUCGGCAGGGCACCAGGAGCGCCCCCCUACUCGCAGGGAAUCCCAUUUAGGGGCUCCGGAGCGAAGUGGGGUGAGAAGCGCGGUGCUGCAAACUGACUGCUACUUUCACGGAGUGAAGCCGCACAGCCAUUGCCGGAGAGCGCUGACUUUUUCCUGUGGACAAUUGGAUUUAAAAAAAGUACCCGUGAGUAGAAAUGGAAAAUUGGAUCAAGAAAUUUCUUAAUUUGGUAACGAAGCGGGAAGGUUCAAAACAGGAAGUCUGCCUUCCGCUUUUUGUAUAUAGACUAAAGCAAAAACUUUGUAAGCUAAAGCCUGGAAAGCUGUCAAAAAAGUCUAAAUUUUCUUCAUUUAGAAUUACUGAAACCCCCUUGGAAGCAGGAGAAAAGGGGGAAAACUUUGUUCAACCCUAGUAGGAGAGGGAGUGAAGAAGGAUAAGUUUCCACCGUCUAUAACCUGGGAACGGGGUGUCAGAGACAGAAAUUGUUGGAGAGGUUCAUUGACUGUGAAUGGGAUAUUUUGACAGAUAGCUAAAGAAGAGAAACAAGCUGAUUCCAGUGUUGCCUUUUGCAUCCUAAAGAAACAAAAUAUCUGAAAAAUAUCUGAAAAACGAAAGUAAUUUUCCUUUGUUGGACUUGCCUUAAAAAAAAUGGAUACAAAUAGAAAUUGCCUCCUCUAGAGGGAGCUUGUCAAAUUGUUGCUGCAGUACACUUGAGGGCUCAACAGAUGUGAGAUUAAGACCGUGGGAACAGGCUUUUCUGGCCUUGACUAAAGAUGAGUUGGAAAGAAGACUAGGUGCUUGCCUUAUGUAAGACAAGUGCCCUGCUGGAACAGAUGCAUGAGAAGAUGGACUUGAUGAAUGAGAAAAUGGAUUUGACUGUUGCAGUUAAUAACUGUGGGCAAACAGGGAAUAUUGAUACAGAAAUUAUCCAGGGACCAACUCAUGAAUCUGUACUGACUGGGCAAGUGCAGAAGAUAAUGGAGGAGGAUGCGGUUGCACCCCAAAUAAUACAAAUGGAGAGUCCCAAGGCCCUACAGGAGUAUGAGCCGCUGUCAUUGAAGAUUGAAGUUGGAGUGGGCCAGGGGGAGUCUGGAGUUGAGGAGGUUCCCAACAUUGGAGAGACCUUGGAAUAUGCUUUUAAAUACUUUUUGGACUAUAUUGAGGAUUGUGGGGAGUGGGACUGUGGGGAAUGGGCGGGUUUGAUGAAGGGAGAUGGAGACAAUUCUGGCUUGGAACCCCCCAGAGGCCUACCCCUCAAUGAGAAAGGAAAGAAACUAAGAAAGAGACCAACAAAAGACAAGGAAAAGGGCAAGUAUAAACAAGAAGAAGAAGAAUUGCAGAAGGGACAUGGAAGGGACUUAAGGGCCUCGGACAUAAGGCUUCCAGGUUGAUGGACUAGAUGGAAUGGACAGUAAGGACUGACACGAUCCGAGACCAGGAAGAAGGGACGUUGGAUGAAGAUUGGAAGAAAAUUUAUAAAGAAAUUUUUCUAAUUGGGAAUUGGUUAAAAAUUAAUGAAUAUUAGGGAAAAUGUUGGAAUGAAACUAUAUGACUUUAGCAGAAAUGAUAUCAGGAGUAAUGUAUAUUUGAUAACUAAGAUUCAAGCUUUAAGGUGUUUUAGGGUAAGAUAAGGUUAAAUUAAUUAAGGUAAUGUGAAUAAUAGAAUAUGGGGAAAGAUGGAAAGGAUUUGUUGAGUUAAUUCUUAGAUUAAAUUAGGUUAGGAUGAAUCUUUUAACAAAAAUUGAGAAAGAUGGAAAGAAUUUGCUGAAAUAACUAAUUAAACUAGAAUACAAAAAGGGAGGUGUGAGGAAGUCAAUGAAACAAGCAAAUGGAAGUUUUAGAUAUGUAAGUUGGGAUUUGUGUUGUUUUCUUUUUUCUUUUUAUCUUUUUGUUGUAUUGUUGUAUUGGUUUUUGUGUUUUUUCUUUUCUUUUUGUCUAUUAUAGUGUUGUUUUUUAAUUUUUUUUAAUGUUUUUCUUCUUAUAACUCUGAAAACUACUAAUAAAUAUUAUUUUAAAAAAACAAAAUCCUCCCAUUUUAGUUAACGUCAAGAAGCAGGGAAAAAGCAAGAGGUGAAAAAGUAAGUUGCAUUUGGAACUCAGUGCAGCAGAUGGCAUCCCUUGGAUCCCAUUUUAUCAGGCCGGCUGUCUUGCAUAAUCCUGAAACUGGGCCAUUUGUGUGGUGGACCAGCAUUUGCCAUUUGGAACUCCCUCCAGUUAUAGGUCAUUCAGGUGCAGCUUCCAUUGUCUUUUCAGCACCUUUUUCAGCAGGGCUCCUAAGGAGAAAUCCCAGGUGGUAUCUUGAGCAUGGCUUGAACUGUGGAAAAGCGGCAUACAAACAAAAUGAUGUCUGUCUGUCAGUCUAUGUCAUCUGUUCUGACUACGAAGCUGCUUUGAUUGAUGCAACUGUCUUGAUUAUAUAACUGUCUUGUUAUAUUUGCAGUUGCUUUACAUAUGAUGUUAGGUAUUAUGAAAUAGCUUUAGGGCACUUAAUAAAAAGUGAUUUGUAAAUGAAAUUUGCCAUCAGCAUUGCAGAGCACUUCCAGUGGUGGCUCCCCAUUUGUGGGCUGCUUUCGCUAGCAAGGCUUGCUUGUCUCCAUCGCUGCUUUCAGGAGGAAUUUUGAAAUACUCUUCCCCCAGGCCCUUGGUGGCUGAAGAAUAUUGUUCCUAGCAACCUUAAGACAAUAUGAUGGAAUAAUGUUUCAAAUCGCUUUUAGAGGUUUUUAAUUCUAAUUGUUUUUAGAAUGUUUUGUCUGUUUUAGAAUGCUUUUGCAUUCUAGAUAGUUUCUAGAUAGUGUUCUGUUUGCUGCCCUAGGCUCUUUGCAGAAGAAGAGAAGGGUACAGAUAAACAGCAUCAUCAUCCUCCAAUCAUAAUUGCAUUUUUGUGUUUUAGCAGUGCAUCCUUCUUUCUUCCCCAUCUUGUCUGGAUGCAUCCAGGGUUUGUUUCAUGCAUGGAACUUGCCCUUUUCCCUGCUCAGCUGAUGAUUCAAACAUCUAGUGCAGCUCCCGUCAUUGCCAUUAAAAUUGCUUGGAAAUCUUGAGCAAUCAGCUUUUUAAUAGCUCUGUUCUUCUAGCUUAAUGAUGCUUAAUUACCCUUGCUCAUCAAGGACCAUGCAGCUUAAUUAAUAUGUGCAAAUUGCAUUGGUGUUCUUGCCAGCCUCAUUGGUGUAUGCCAGAAGCCAGUCCAGACCUCAAUGAAGUGAGCAUCAGAGCAGAGUUCCAAGCAUUAUCUUUAGCAAUAACAAAUAUUGCAUUGAUUUAUUGAUUUGUACAAUGACUACCCCAGCUUUCAGCAUCACGUGGCCUCAAGGAUGCAACCCAGUAAAUCAUUCAAGUAAACACAAUUUUACACCAGCUGUAGCUUUUUGGCUGGCUAUGAUCAGCUGAAAAAAUAAAGCCCAUCCCAUCCAGCCUUAUUAUAUCAGUGCAUUGUGGGCAAUGACCACAUGACCGACUCAGUCCUUGGUACCAGGUGGUUGCAUCCAGUGCUCAUCUGACUCAAAUCACGAAAUUAAUAGGCAUAGCUUCAUGAGUGCCCAAAUGCAGGUCAUGCUGUACUAAAAAUGUCAAGACAACUUGACUACAACCAAAUGCUUGCGUAAUUCAGGCUACCAUCAUCUUUCAGAAACAAAAGCUUUACAUCAGCAGAUAUUUUUUCCAAAGCUCAGUGGAAAUGAAGACACUUGAGACUCUGCAGUAGCCUUUUUGGAAAGCUGUCUGUCUUCAAAUUGUUUUCUGCAACACGAUGUCCUUGUGGGAAGAGGUUUAGGCCCACCAGGGUAGGUGGGAUGGAACUUAAUUAAAACUUAUUUAAAAAGGCAACUGACAAUGAAUGCUUGAACCUGUUUGACCAGUUAGGAAGUGCUUCUCUGAGUCAGUUUGGAAGGUGGGGAGGGGGCAACCCUGGUGACGUGCUUGGUUUUCUAAUUAAAUUUGCUAUUUUAAAAAUUCUUCCUAAGGGCGGCUCAAAGUGGGAUUUCUCUGAGCAAAUAUUCUUCACCAACACCACAGUCCUAAAUCAGGCCAUGUCACCAACUGCUUUUGAAAGUAAAAAAUAGAUUGCCAUUCUUUGUGGGGGUGUUGAUAUAAAGAUGGAUGGAUCUACGGAAACUUUGCUUUAUCAUUUUUCACAUCUUAAGCUUGGUUCUGCAUUGGCAUGUUUUAACAAAAUAAUUCUGUUGAAAAUUCACCAGCGUUUUAGUGUAUAUUUCUGCUAACAUUCACAAUUCUGCUUGCAAUUUUCCCUGAUAUGAUUAUGUCUUUAUACAUUAUUUCCACUAAUAUCAUCAUAUACUUUCCCCUAAAAUAUGCAUUCAUGUAUGCAUUUUCCUUUCUUCUUCUUCUUUGGCAAUCACUCGUAGCCGAGUAAGAUUGUCUUCUAUAAAGACGGUUUUAACAGUGAGUCUGUAUAUGACUGUGGAGGCCAAUUCUGGAUCCACACGACCUUCCACAGUGGGGACAUUAGUUUCUGGGCAGAUUUGCCAAGCACGCUUUCCUCUUAGCAUGUUUCUCCCUUGCGCCCUGAGUUUGAGUGUCUUCAAAGAUAAGUUCUACCAAAGGUAGUUCAGCUGAAAUGAUCUAAGGCUCUACACCAUGUUCAUUUGUUUUAAUGGGUUUACUUGGACUCCAAUGGAGAGCUUCAUUGCAAAUUUGAAGAAGUGUAAGUUUUGAAGGGACGCGGGUGGCACUGUGGGUUAAACCACAGAGUCUAGGCCUUGCCCAUCAGAAGGUCGGCAGUUCGAAUCCCCGCCACGGGGUGAGCUCCCGUUGCUCAGUCCCUGCUCCUGCCAACUUAGCAGUUCGAAAGCACGUCAAAGUGCAAGUAGAUAAAUAGGUACCGCUCCGGCGGGAAGGUAAAUGGCGUUUCUGUGCGCUGCUCUGGUUUGCCAGAAGUGGCCUAGUCAUGCUGGCCACAUGACCCAGAAGCUGUACGCUGGCUCCCUCAGCCAAUAGAUGAGCGCCGCAACCCCAGAGUCGGUCACAACUGGACCUAAUGGUCAGGGGUCCCUUUACCUUUACCUAAGUUUCGAAACAAAGUCUAUGUUUCAGUUUGCUAAUUGUUUCAGGGAUUUGUAGAUUAUUCGGAAAAUUAUUGUUAACAACUAAGUUCAUUAGCAGGAUUAAUCUAAAACAAGCAGUUAAGGAAAACAUAGAGAAUAACUAAUAAAUGAAACUAAGCGGGAGAUGCAGUAUUGAAAAUUAAAACAUAAGAAACCACAGAAGGGGGGUGGGAUGGAAGUCAAAUUAUAUUUUUUAUUGGGAAAUCUAAUUAAUCUGUAUGAUUGUUUAAAAAAUUCAAAAAUAUUGAAUAAAAUAUUUUUAAAAAUUGUUUCAGGGUGCAUGAAUUAGAGACACUUGUGUCAAAAUGCAAACCAAAACUGAUUUAUCCCACCCAUCCCUGGUCUGAUAAUCAAGAAAUAAGAGCCCAAAUUAUAUGGAGUUAACUACAGAACAUCUUAUUUCAGACCCUUCAAGUGUCCCUAUUUUCCAGGGACAUCCCUGAUUUAAAGAAGUUGUCCCAGUUUCUGAUUUGAUCCCAGAAUGUCCCCCUUUUCCUUAGGAUGUCCCACUGGAGAAAUGUUGGAAGGCAUAGAGUUAUCCAUCCCCAAGUUGUCUGAAGGCAAUUCUGUAUAGGGAAGGGUUUUUUAAAUGUUUAAUGUUAUAUUAUGUUUUUAUAUAUGUUGGAAGUUUCCCAGAGUGGCUGGGGCAACCCAGUGAGAUGGGUGGGGUAUAAAUAGUAAAAUUAACAUUAGGGAAUGGGACAUCCCUAUUUUCAUCGGAGAAAUGUUGGAGGGUUUGUUAUUUAUGUAUUGAAUUUAUAUCCUGCCCUUCUGAAGGAGCCGAGGAUGGCAAACAAAUUCACGAAAAAAAUAAAAAAGCAAAAUCUUUCUAGAAUGUUUAAAACAUUAAAUUUUAAAAAUUACAAUUAAAAACAUCUAAACUCAGUUGCAAGCAUUCUAGAACAGUUUUUUUUAAAAAAAUGAUUCUAUCCAAUGAUCUUAGGGUAGCCAGGAACAAUAUUCAAAUACUGUUUUCAAGUACAUCUUGAAUAUUAAUAAUGAUGGAGACAGGUAAGCCUUGCUAGGGAGAGCAUUCCACACCCAAGGAGUCACCACUGAGAAGGCCCUUUCAUGGGUCACCACCAACAAGGCCUCAGCGGCCAAUUGCAGAGUUUGAGGUGAUUUGUGUUAGGGAAGGUGCUGUUCUAGGCAUUCCUGCAUCUCAGCCGCAAACAUCUUCUGACCUGAGGUGGUUAUGAAUGUUUCUCUCUGCACAACUGCUCCCUUUCAGAUCUUGACUCUUUGGUCCAGGAAUUAAAGUAUGUUAACUGUGUUAGGUUCAAAAGGAGGAUUCAAAGGACACACAAGCAGAGUCUUCUCUCCCAUUUAAGGAGAACAGGGAAAUAACUUCUGCUUUGUGUAAUAGAGACUUCUGGGGCUGCAGGUUGUGGUUGCAUAAGUGGAACAGGAAUUUCUGGGCUCCAGCUAAGUGCCCUAUAACAAAUUACACAUAAGGUGUUUCUUUAUGUUUAAACAAAAAUGGAUUAAAAUUAUUUCUUUUUUUAAAAAAAGAAUUGGUUGGACCUGUGAGACUCAGAGCCAUAAAGCCCACUAGGUGACUUUGGUCCCGUCCCUGUUUCUUAGCCUAACCUACUUCAUGAAUUGGGAAGGCCUAGAGAACCAUGAACACUGAGCUUGAAGGAAAAGUGGAAAAUAAAUAAAACAAACAAAAGUUCCUUAUUUACUGUACUGAAACAAUAUUGUUAAUCUUCUUGAUCUCUGUGUUGUUUACCUCGCUGGCUUCCCUCCUCCCCUCUUUCCCUUCCAAUAGCAAAAAUCUUCUGGCAAAACAUUGUUCAGCCUAAGCUGCAGCCACCUGAACCUCACAGAGAAGGAAUACUUUGGGCUGGAGUUCUGGAGUUCUGCAGGGCAUACUGUAAGUGAAGGCAUUUUGAAUCAACUUAUAGGGGUGUCACUGAAGGCAGAUUGUAUAUGAGGUGCUCAGUGGUACCACUUCAGGUGCUGGGUUAUGUAUUGCUCUGACUGAAUACCCCUCCACUGAAAUGAAAUGAAAUGUUGGGAAACUAGCAUGUACAGUCACGCAAGGGUUACUGAAAAUUCUGUGCUCUCAACUGCCGAAUUCUGCAACCUCCAUAAACAGUGCAAGAAAAGGAAAUGCAUGUCUCCUUAUUUUGAGUAAUUGAUUCUUGUUAUGGGGAAGUGAAUGCCUCCCUCCCCCAUGCCUCCACAUUGAGAGCCACCCCCACCCUCCACCAAAGGAUUCCAAAGCCAUUCCACAGGGCUGUGAACCAAAUGGCACAUUAUUAAAUUUCAUAAGAGGAUUGACAGAUUUUCAGAACAUGCUGUUUUUGAAGCCGUCAGUUCCGGAAAUUUAAAAAUGAAAACCUAAAGCAGUGAUUCCCGUGCUUUUCGAGGCCAAUGCCCACUUUGUUCCAUAAGCUCAUCCCCAGCGCCCCCUGCUCUAUGCAAAACCUUAUUUAGAAUAGUGGUUUGCACAACCCACUAAGAAAACGAAUAAGACCAUGAAAUUCAAAACAGUAACAAUUAAUUGCACAUUCACUCAAAAUCCAAUCAAAAGCAUUUUGUUUAAUCAAUUCAACAAAAUUGAUGAAUUUGAUCCACUGACGCCAGCCUUUCAAAGGCUGAUUGAUUUCCCUUUACACCUCCAGCCAGCUCCUCAGCUGCCUCUUGCCUCUUAGCACCUCCUAAGUACCGUAAUCCUACAGCUUCCAAGGGUCGCCACUGCAAACCACAGCUAUAAUUAUAUAUGGGGCCAACAUGCUGAGUGGGGAAUACAUUAUCCAACCCCUGAGGCAUCUGAAGGCUGCCCUGUAUAGGGAAGUUUUUAAAUGUUUCAUGUUUUAUUAUGUCUUUAUAUAUGUUGGAAGCGGCCCAGUCAGAGUGGCUGGGGCAACCGAGUUAGAUGGGCAGGGUAUUAGUAAUAAUAAUAAUAAUAAUAAUAAUAAUAAUAAUAAUAAUAGGUGUCCCUGUUUUCAUCAGAGUAAUGUUGGAGGGUGUGAUGUUGUUGUUUUAACAUACAUAAACAAAAGCUUUCUGCUAGCCUUCCUAAAUGUGCUUCUUUUGGAAUCAGCGCCGGAGGUACAAUCGACUUUGCGGAUGGGGGAGUCUCUGCCUGGCCUCUUUGCUUUCUAAGCAGAGCUAUUUAAAGUGUACUCCAUUUGAAAUGGCUCCCCAGCCACACAAAGAAAGAUGCACACAAGCAGCCAAGGCUGUGUUGUUUUUGCUCCCUUUUCUUUCCCACUGGUGAAAAUUCUGUCUCAGCCAAACAGACCCCAGUCUCCAGAAGGGAAAUCCAGGUUUGGAGGCGGAGAGGGAGAAGCAGGGAAUCUAAGUGGCUCAGAGCAUCAGUGGUCCAGCUCUGCAUCAUAAAGACAACAAUGGAGGCCAUUGACUUCUCUUUGCUUCAUUAACUUGCUGGAGUGCAGUGCGGGUAAAAACAGGGCUCUGCAUUUAUAAGGAGCAAAAGCAGUGAGUCUCUGCCUGUCUGCUGAAAGGCUGUUUUUCCUCCUCAGAAGCCAUUCAAGGAGCAUCACUCAAGGAUAUCCAUCAGGAAGCUGAUUAACUGGGCUGCAUUGUUCUUCAGCUGCCAGGGGCUGAUGAGUCUAUGCAUGCAGCAGAAUGAGAUGGUAGAGUCCUGAUGUGGUUGGGCAGACUGUACCACUUCACAAUCAAGUGUAAAGAUGGCUUAACAAAAAAUUUUAAAGCUCUGUUAAAAUAUAGCUGAAACUAGACAACCAGCAUAGCCAGAGGCCCCCCACCUUCCUGAAGCAUUUCUGUUCCAUUUGCAGGGAGGGCACUGUUGUUACAGCUGUGUAAACACCAUACAUUUAAAAGCACACCCACCCAAGAACCCUGGGAACUCUAGUUUGUUACAGGUGCUGGGAAUUGUAGCUCUGUUAGGAGUGAACUGCAGUAUAUGUAGUGAACUUACAAUAUAUGUAGAUGUGUACACAAUAUACAGUUAAAGCACAUUUAAAUCACACAUCCCACCAAGAAUCCAGGGAACUGUAAUUCACUCCUCACGAACCAAGAAUUCCCAGCACCCUUAACAAACUACGGCUCCCAGGAUUCUCUGGCGGAAGCCAUGUGCUUUAAAUGUAUUGUAUGUACACAGCCCUGGAUGGUCAGGAUCAGCCCAAUAUCUUUUAUGCUGCACUUUUGUCUUCCUACAGGCCUGGCUGGAACUUCUGAAGCCUAUAACAAAGCAGAUUAAAAGUAAGUAUUUUUGUUAUCUAUGCAUAUAUUUUAAAAAUACUUUUCUAAAGCAACACUCAAGGGAUGGCAGGGAGAUGGAGCACUGAUCCAGGGCUCUUCUGGCUCACCUUCUCCUCUCCCCAUCAAUGACACCUAGGCCACAUCCACAACAUACAUUUUAAAGCACUAUGAUACCACUUUAAACAGCCAUGUCUUCCUCCACAGAAUCUGGGGAGCUGUACUUUGUUGAGGGUGCAUUAGGAGGCUCCUAUUCCCCUCCCAAAGCUGCAAUUCCCAGAGUUCCCUGUGAAGAGGGAUUGAUUGUUAAACCACUCUGCAGAAUUGCAGCUGUGGGAGGGGAGCAUGAAACAUUACCAAAAUAUAUAAUAUGGAGAAACCCCCUAACUCUCAUGCUGUUGGGUGGUUGGCAAAGCUGGCUCAAGACCCUUGGGCACCUGAGGUGAACCACAAAAUGGUGUCCCCAGCCCCUUUUGCCAAGGAAGAAGGGGUGAGGGAAGAUCUACAUCAGGAACAGGGUGCAGGGGAGAGACAAAGAUUGGCAUUGGGAUUGGCUGCCCAGUAAACCCUGCCGCCUGAGGCAUUUGCCUUAUCUUGCCUCAUGUGUGGGCUGGCCCUGUAUAAAGAUUCACAUCAGGAUCGGCUGCCCCUGAGGCAUUUGCCUCACCCUGGCGGCUGGGCAGCUACACUAGACUUAUUUAAAACAGUGAUGGAUAUGCAGCAGGCAUCUUCCAUGUGUCUCUGGUUGCGCCCAGAUCUGAUAGUCACUUUGUUUCCUGGGCAUGAAAUGCUUCCAUAGGCCAAGACUGGGGAACCUGUGGCCUUCUAGAUGUUGCUGGACCCCAACUCCCAGCUGCCUCUGCAGACAACAUGGGGGUGGUUUCAUUUAUUUACCUGUUGCAUUUAUAUCCCACCUUUUCCUCCAAGGAUCUCACAACAACCCUGUGAGGUAGGUUAGGCUGAGAGAGAGUUGCUGGUCCAAGGUCACCUAGUGAGCUUCAUGGCUGGGUGGGGGGUCUCAGUGCGGGUCUCCCAGGUCACAGUCCAAAAUGCCACCCAUUAUGUCCCACUGGAUGGAGGCCAGAGGUUCCUCAUUUCUGUCUCAGAUCAGGUGUCUCCCAUGCCUGAAUGUAGCAUUUUAGGACCAUGGGGGAAUCAGUGCCGCACAUGGGGAUGAUGGACAGUUAGUCUCCAUCUUGUCUAGAGCGUUCAGAAAAGCUAAUUCUGCAGGCUGUGUGCAAAUGAAGAGAUUUGUAAAUGUUCCCGACAGACCUUUGAAACCAAACUUAUGAAGAUGUUGUGUUUUAAGAUCCUAAGGAGGUUCUUUUCAAAUUUAUGGUGAAAUUUUUCCCAGUGGAUCCGGGCCAUCUGAGAGAAGAGCUGACAAGGUAUGUUUUAUUUUUACACAGCCUCUUGGUUUUGUUUUUGCAUUUGUUUCAUUUAGAAAUAAUUUCAUUUAGGGUUUUUAUGAAUGGGGGUUUCAUUAAAUGCUUAAAUUAAUUCGAAACGUUCCUUUCCCUGAUCUCCUAUGUAACUGGCAAAAGCAGCGUUUGAGGUAUGAAAGCUAGGAGCUAAAUGACACCUUAAACCAGGGUUAGGGCACAACAACAGAAUGUCUAGGCGUACGUUUUUGAUAACAAGAAUAAAAGGUGAAAAUGAAUGAACUGCAGCUAAAAUAUUAUGUUCACUUUUCACAUCUGAAGACAGCAAAAAAAACAAAGCUAUGCUUCCCCUGCCCACCCCCCUAAUAUUCUUAAGAGGGCCUUUUCUCCAGUCUUCAGAGAGUGGCUGGAAGUGGGGAGGCAGAAAAAGGUCCUCCUUUCCUUCCACUCUGCAAUUUUAAUCUGAAAUCUCUUUGGUGCAUUACUGCGUCCAGAGCUCAGAAACUGCUUGCGCGAAUGAAAUGCCUUGUCGCAAAACACACCUAGAACAAUGGGAGUUUUGAACGCUGCGCAAAAGCACUAAAUCAGCCUUUACCAACCUGGCCCCCUUCAUAUGUUUUUGACCGCAACUCAGACCAGCCCCAGCCUGUGUACAGCAAGGCAGGAUGGAGCUGAUGGGACUUGUAAUCCAAAACAUCUGGAGAGCAUUGUCUAAAUAAUACAUAACUGCAUUGUUCAUUUUAUAUCUAUAUAUACCCAUCUAGGUAUUGUUGCAUUUGAGACAACGAAGCUAUGGUGAUGAUAAUAUUUAUUUAUUAUUAAAAUGAUUUAUUAUAUUUACAUCCCACAUUUCCUCCAAGUUGCUCAAGGCUUCAUAACUGGGUGGGGAUCUGAACCCUGGUCUCCAGGGUCUUAGUCCAACACUCUAACCACUAAACCAUAUUGGCUGCUAUCAGUAUAACUACUGUUUUCAGGACACUUAGAACUGCUUGCAUAUAAGCGUGGUUUCUCGUGGAUGGUGCCCAUUGUAUUGCAAUGGCUAUCACAAUUUUAUUGAAAAUGGCUUUUACAUGCAUUUUUGCUCCCCAUGAGCACAAGUGUCCUUAAAGUAUAGAAACUUGGUAAAAGGUGCAGUAAAAAUCAACAGAGGACUUUGAAUGCACCCAAACCCCUACACAGGAAGGGGCCCAUAUCUGUGCUUCACAAUUGCACAACAAGUAGUCAGAAACUGGGACUACGCAUUGGGUUCAGCAUCCUGCAGGAUCCUUAGCUUUCAUUUAAAGAGAAAUCCAAGGUUCUAGCCCAUAAGAUAUUGAAGAUAGGUUUGAAAGAGUGCACAGCAACCAAUGAGACUGCAGAAGCUGGAUGGGAGGGGUAAAGCAGGAUGUGCAGCCAUUUAGAGACAAGGCUUAAGUGGUAUGGAUAACUAACUCCCUUGCCCAUUCUGUCUUCCCAGCAAGAACAGAUAAACAAUUGACAAUAAACAAAUUGAUGCAGAUACACUUGUACUGAAUACUUUGAGAAUCCUCCUUUUAAUCUUGCACAUGAAUCUAAGAAAAAUUAACCAAAUUAGAUCUUCUAUUCCUGAAGGCCUGUAAACUGGUCACCAUGGUUCUACUGAUGACGUGUUGUUCAGGUUGAUAUUGUCGCCUGCCACCCCAAUCUCAGAGCCGUGCAAGAUUCCAGGAGUUCCAGACACUUACCCAGGGUUCAGUUUCCUUUGGAAUGAGAGACUGUGGUGUCUUUAUGAUCUAUGGUUUAUUUACACAUAUAUGCAACCUGAGCCUACCAUAGAGGGGCUCAAAGCAUUAACACUCCAAGAGGGUCUUGCUUCUCCUAUAGCCACACCCUUGGAUUAAAGCGGACAUCAAGCAUGGCUCUGACUCUCUGCCUUCCCAGCCUGCUGCCUUGUCUCCAGCUUUUAGCUCACAUAACACAACUCUACACCCUGGCUUUUGUCUUUCCAGCUCCCAGCGAGCUGAGGGAGGGGCCCCCACCCAUUUGUCGUCUGGCACAGAGCUACAGUGGUACCUCUGGAUGCGAACGGGAUCCGUUCCAGAGCCCCAUUCGCAUCCUGAGCAGAACACAAUCUGCGUCUGCGCGUGCAUAGGUCACGAUUCGCCACUUCUGCGCAUGCGUGUGACAUCAUUUUGAGCAUCUACACAUGCGUGAGCAGCGAAACCCGGAAGUAACCCAUUCCAUUACUUCUGGGUUGCUGGAGAACGCAACCUGAAAAUGCUCAACCUGAAGCGUCUUUAACCCAAGGUAUGACUGUACUUCCUUUGUUACCUAGAUGGACCCAUAGUCUGCCUCGGUGCGUGGUAGAAUCUAAUGAAUACAGAAUGAUGCCUGAUAAAUUGCAGAAUUGUUUUAGUCAAGAUAAACAAGGGUUGAUGCAUGUAUGUAUUUGUGUGUUUUGGCACAUGACCACUAGAAAAGGGUCUUACCCUCACAUUUCCUGUGGGGCAGGGAAAUUUUGAGGAUUGUCUUCCUAUCAGUAACAUCUCUGAAACGGUUUUUAGAUACCUGUUCACUCUCCAAAUCAAGAAGGAUCUGGCCUGUGGAAGACUGCCUUGCAGCGAUAACAGCUCGGCCCUGAUGGUAUCGCACCUUUUGCAGUGUACGUACAGCAUUGGCCUGGACAUCAGUUAGAAGUCUAUACGAGGUUGGCAAAAUGCAAAAGUUUCCACAGGGGUCUUGAACCUGCAAAUGUUGAGUAAGAUGUGAGCCAUUCAGCUUUUCUCAGCCUUGCAUGGCAAGCUGAACAUGUUGAAAUUCCGUUUCGCAGCUCCUGAAACAAUAUGUGGAUGGAAGUGCUGCUGACCUUUGCAAUUUGCGCUUCACUGAAUUUUGUGAGACUGUUCUCCAACCAAAUAAUGUGCCCCAAAGUAUGUAUAGCAGGAGAAAGUGUGCAUAAGGAUGCAUGCAUUAAUGAAAAUAACAAACAGAUAUGCUUGCAAAAAUGUAUAUAUCAGAGUAAAUGUGUAUACCAGGAGGCGUUUGGAUUAAGAGGCAGAUUAAUUUUCAUUAGGACUUAAAAAAAAAAAAAAAAAGCUUUGCAAGCUAAUGCGAAAAUGUAGAGAACUGAACUAAAAUGAGAAACUGAAAUUGACAUCCCGAACCACAAUUUUGCAUUUUGUUCCAGGCCCAGCCACUGUCUUUCUUGGGUCUGGUUGGUUGUUUAGGGUUAAAAAAAAAAAGUUCCAACAAGCCUGUAGACUCUGUGACUGAAGGUCUUCCAAAGAUGCAGUGCUUGCUUUCUUCCAUGUAGUCUGCAUAUCAUCUAAAUUCAUUGCAUAUAUUUUUGCAACUAAAAAGUGCUUCUUGAGAAGCCAGUUUCAUUUUGAAAAGAAAAGCUCAUUGUAGAUUGAUUCUGCAUUAUGCCAUUUUGAAAGCAGAUGUUGGCAAUCCCUGCAAUGCGAGACAUAUUUACACCUGCCCAACGGCAUUGUGGGUGGGCAUAGUCCAAGACUGCAAUUGUCACUUCCUUCUUCAUUCACCUGGGGCAUGUGGAAAGAGGAAAAGGCAUGGGUGUUCAAGUGCACAUCAAGCAACCACAACCACCCAGAUGGAAAGCCGCAUGAUGAGGACGAGCAUGAACGAUUCCAGAUUGAGACAAGCUAUAUUUUUGUGCUAUAAACUAGUUAGUGUGUAUGCAGCCUAAGUUUAUAUGGUUUCACAUUGCAGCGGCCCUGGGAGAUUAUCAUGAAGAAAUGGAUCAAAAGCACCUGGAAACGCACAAAUAUUUACUAAACCAAGAGUGUUUGGUGAACAAGAUCAUGCAUUACCACAAGAAACAUAUGUAAGUCCUUGUUUUUAAACUACUUGUCACUUUCACCUUUGGCAGAACAGAACCUGGAAGCAGCACUACGGCUGCUGUUUUCUGCACUUAAAUUCUGUGUAAGAAAAUGUGGAUACUACAAAUUGUAUAAGUUAGGCAAAUGAAUUCUGCAGCUGCCCUCCCCCUUCAAGCACUACAAACCUUAUUCAACUAUUUUCUUGGUUUCUGAAAUCUCAGCAAACACUAUUUGUGUGCCCCUGUGAGUUUCUAGCUCUACACACGAGAAACAAAACAAAACAGAGAUUCUCAGGGAGUUGUAUGGUGUUUAUAUCCUGUUCUGUGCCUUCUGCAGAAUAUUUGCCAAUCAAGUGUUUUUUUCUAUCAAAGCAGCAGUCUGAGAUGUUCUUUAAUGAUGUUUUGUUUUUACAUUUCAUAAUGUUGAGAUGAUGGUUGUUCUUCCUCACAUUUAGGUCUGACAUUUCCACCGUGAUGUUCAUGGUGGUGUUCAUUUAUCCACACCACCAGCCUGGGUUAAUCUAAGAGAGGGUUACUGACCCAAUGUCUCCAACUAAGCUUCACAGGCCAAGUGGUGAUUUGAACCCAGGCCUGCUGUCCAAAUCUGACAACCACCCCAGACCCUGCGAUCAUCAUCUGAGGCCCUUUUUGGUGUGCUUCCUCCACGAGAGGUCUGGAGGGUGGCACACAAGAAGGGGCCUUUUCUGCAGUGGCUCCCUGUUCGUGGCAUGCUCUCCCCCAGGGAGGCUCGCCUGACGCCUUCAUUAUGUAUCUUUAAGCACAAGGCAAAAACCUUCCUCUUCUCCUAGGCCUUUGGCUAAUUAAACUAUCUGUAGCCUUUUGAACUGUGAUAAUAAUAAUAAUAAUAAUAAUAAUAAUAAUAAUAAUAAUUUAUUAUUUGUACCCCGCCCAUCUGGCUGGGUUUCCCCAGCCACUCUGGGCGGCUUCCAUAGAAACCAAAAAUACACCAAAAAUGUGGUGGGGAGUAUUGUUAUUGUUUGUUAUUAUGAUUAAUAUUUGUGUUUUCUUAUUUUGUAAACCGCCCUGUGAUCCUCAGAUGAAUGGCAGUAUAGAAAUUUAAUCAUCAUCAAUGACUACAACAACUCCUAACAAGGAUACUCAUGGUUAGGAAAAGCACCCCACACAUCUGGACUAUGGGGGAUUUGAAUGUGGAGAUGGGGGAGAAUCCCCUGGAUGAGCCCUUACUUGAUGGUGGUGCUGAAAUACUAAUCUUUUCUUUCUAGAGGCAAAACUCCUGCUGAAUCAGAUGUGCAGCUCUUGGACAUAGUGAGGAAGCUAGAGAUGUAUGGCAUCAGGCCCCAUCCAGCCAGUGACGGUGAAGGGACCCAGAUCAAUUUGGCUGUCACUCACAUGGGAGUCCUGGUUUUGCGGGUAAGGAGAAAAGCUUCUCCUGUCAAUGUUUCAGGAGGUAAAUGCAAAGUUGCUACUGUUAACAGCAUCCACAGCAAAGUGCCUUAGUGCUGCUGAAGCACUGCUUUUCUGCAAUACGUCAAAACAAAUUCAAAACAGAGAUUCCAUGCAUCACUUCAUAUGAUGCUUAAAAAAAUAUAUGCAGUGCCCUUCUGUACGGCCCAAAUCCUUCUAUAAUGAGUAUUCAGUUGCCUGUUCCAUUCAGCCAAGGUUGCUUGUAUCGUUAAUCAAACGCUUCCUGCUUGCAGGUUCAGCUCAUGGUAUUAGCUUCCUGUUGAACAUGGAAGGAGAAAUUAGUGAUGAAUCUUGGGUGGUGCUUCAGCUUCUUGCUGCUCUGGGCUCACCCUGCUGCCAUUGCUGUUUAAAAGAAGAGCCAGCCUCUUUCUUCAGCACCCUUUGAUGUGGGCGUCUCCAAUUCUGUCUCCCCCUGGAAACCAAAAUGCUCCAAUGUCAAAACUUGGCAUUACAUGGUAGCUAGACAUCUCUUGACCAUAUAAUCUUCUGCCAAAAAUAGUCACCUAAUUUUGGGGCAAUUACAUGGUACUAAGACUCCACAGCAUAUUUGCAGAGCAAACACAUAGUUUGGUUGGUGUUUGCUGUGUAAUGUGGGCGCUGAAAGGCCCAGGCAGACACACUUCCAACUGGGGAAGAAGCCACAAAAUGAAAUCACGAUCCACCCAGUGUUAUAUAUCAGCGGAGAUCAGAGUUUUCUCAAGCUCAGGAGACCUAAACCUUCCCAGGUCAAGAAGAAAUAGCAGAGAACAUAAGAUUGCAUGCACACUGGUCUCUGAGCAGUGAGAGACUCCAGGGGUGCCUGUGCUUACCUAGGGUUCAGUUUCCUUUGAAUGAAGGUCAGAGGAGACUGUGGUGUCUUUAGGAUAUGCAUUUUUAUUUACACUUAUAUACAACCUGAGCAUAGGAUGGAAUACAGAUAUUUACCCUUUAGGUUUCCAGGGAAGCCCUAAGUUCACAGCCUUGGGCCCAGCACAGAGUAGACAUGCCUCCUGUCUCCAGCUUCUAGCAUCAGCCCCCAAAUUCACACAUAAGCAGAAACCCUUGGCCAGGUGUUCCUCCUUUAGGAUGAGGUGGCAUGUAGCCAGGUGAGGUGGGGAAGGCCCACCCAUUUGUUUCUAUCACAACAGUGCAAUGCCUUUGGAGAGGGUAAAUAGCAGUACUUAACUGGCCUGCCAAUGCCAGUAGCUUAACAAAGGAAAUGAUUUUGCUGGCUCAAAAGUUUCUUCUACUUAGACAGGCAAGUUUGUCAGAAUUACAUACAAAAAUGCGUUUCUUAGGAGAAAUUUGCAAUAUAGUGCUGAUGAAUUUUCACUUGCAAAAUAAAUGUUCAAAAUCACUUCAUAUGUGCAGUGAAAUGAAUUUAAUUUUAGAAAAAUGAACAAUGGAAAAGAACCAAAAUGGACUGAUCCAUCCAACCCCAUUUUGGAAGAACAGCCCCAAACAGGCUGUUAUUUGGGACUAUUGCUACAAUAUUGCGAAGGAUCCCCCUUUUUUCUCUUUUUGCAUGCUGUUAACCCCAAAUGUUCUUAUUUUUCACUGUCAAACACUGGAGAAUUCUCCCACCACACGAACUGCAGGCUGCAAACAACGACCGUGUUGCAACAUCCAGGCAUUUUAGUCCAAAAUGUUGUGUAACUCACACAGUGUGUCUAUUUUUCUCUGCAGGGCAAUACGAAGAUUAACACCUUCAACUGGUCCAAAAUUCGCAAGUUGAGCUUCAAGCGGAAGCAUUUCCUGAUCAAACUCCAUGCCAACAUUUCGGUAAGGCCUAGGCAACUCUCUUCCCUCACAUAGUUUUGUAGAAACACAAGUUGGCUUAAAGUAUAAAUGUAUUUACCUCUGGUCCUUUCUGUGGUCUGUGUAAUGUGGAGGCUGGCACUGCACUGGAAUAUGUUUCUUCACGUGGGACCAUACUUCUCUUGAGAAGUCAUUAGUGGCACUGCAUUAAUUCCACACAACACUGAAUAGCCAGUGACAUCAAACAUACUGGAAGUUCAGCAUGACCAAGAGACAGAAUUUCCAAAAUACCUUUCAAGCAUUUUCUAUAACCUCACUUAGCCAACUGGCCUGAUUUAUACCACAACAUUUCUAAGGGUUUUCAUAAACCUACUGGAAAGAGAAUCAAAGAAACAAUGGAGUAGACAAAAAGCGGGUUUAUUGAUCCGGUGCAUUUCCUACCCUACUAGUCCUCCUUCUGCAGUGUAAUUCAGAGAACAGUGAUUCAGAAUUCAGAUGUUCUAUCUCUCUUGUCUCUUAAGAAACAGAAAAGAUAGCUAUUUUGCUCCACUUUUUACUGAAUUUCCCUGAAGAAGGAGGACCAGUAGGGUCUGAAAUGCAUCAGAUCAAGAAACCUGUUUUUUUUGGGGGGGGGGGCUUUUGUUGCUUCAUAUACCUAGCCUCUCAUACACCUAGCCACACCUCCUGUAUUUGUGCACAAGAUAAACAGGAGAGAGGAGGUUGGCCCACCCACUGCCAGACAUUGGUCUGCUUCCCCCUCCCACUGCAAUGGCAUCCUCAAACUGCAGUGAUUUACUUCUCCUCCAUAGGGAAAUGAAUGGCAGCCAUUCAAUAAAAUCAAAGGGGGCACCGGGGUUGCAGGCAGGCCAUGAGGAUGGAGCUAAAUCUGUUCCCUGCUUCUCACAACCAUUAAAAAUCAAAGGUGCUCCUAUCUGCACACCUCUUCAUUGCUGAUCAUGCUACAGCAUGACAGGGUGUUGAGUGUUCUGGGGAAAUGGGAUUUUCCACAGAUGCAGCUUCAUAGAUAAAAUAGGCUUCCGCUCUUAACCAGGAGACUUUUGUAUCUAAAACAUCUGGAAGAUUCCACCUAAACAUUAGGAAGAACUUCCUGACAGUAAGAGCUGUUCGACAGUGGAAUUUGCUGCCAAGGAGUGUGGUGGAGUCUCCUUCUUUGGAGGUCUUUAAGCAGAGGCUUGACAACCAUAUGUCAGGAGUGCUCUGAUGGUGUUUCCUGCUUGGCAGGGGGUUGGACUCGAUGGCCCUUGUGGUCUCUUCCAACUCUAUGAUUCUAUGAUCUUAUAGAUACAUUCCCAGAUGCCUCAGUAACCUGCAUCCAGUGUGGCAUUUUGGGAUCCCUCAGAAUCUCACAAAUGUGGGCUCAGAUUCUGCUUCUGAGAGCCAGUGUGGUGUAGUGGUUAAGAGUGGUAGACUUGCAAUCUGGUGAACCGGGUUCGCGUCUCCGCUCCUCCACCUGCAGCUGCUGGGUGACCUUGGGCUAGUCACACUUCUCUGAAGUCUCUCAGCCCCACUCACCUCACAGAGUGUUUGUUGUGGGGGAGGAAGGAAAGGAGAUUGUUAGCCGCUUUGAGACUCCUUAGGGUAGUGAUAAAGCGGGAUAUCAGAUCCAAACUCUUCUUCUUGUUCUUGGCUAAAUUUAUAGUGCUGAUUCUGGUAGGUUGUGGUCAUUGUAUAUGGAAUGGCCUGGCUUCCAUCUUACCCGGCAUAAAGGCAGCACUUUUGGAAGGUCGGGGUGGGGGGGAUUCGGAAUGAGGUGCAAUUGCUCACAUCUUGGUAAAAGUGUUGUGGCUGCCAGAGCAAAGAGGCUACUAUGGCCAGCACAAAAAUUGGUGACGGUGCUCUGUACUGGUGGGUGCCAUCACACAGGAAAACCACUGCAUAAAUGUGUUCGGAGAACUAAUAAUCAGUGAUUCUAGAUUUAGGUAGGUAGCCGUGUUGGUUUGAUGCAGUUGAAAUAAAUAAAAAAAUUAAAAAAUUGUCCAGCAGCACCUUAGAGACCAACUAAGUUUGUUCAGGGUAUAAACUUUCAUGUGCAUACACACCUCUCUAAAGUGCUACUGGACAAUUUUUUAAUUUUUAUUUAUUUAUUUAUUUAAUAAACAGUGGUUAGAUUAUUGGUCUAGUCAGUGCUUUUUUUUAUAUAAAAAAACGUUUAGGGGUACUCUCAUUUUCCUAUUCAUAUUGAAAUACUGCCCCUCCUAAGCGGGGACCCUUUCAAAAAUCACAGGCGGAUGAAGCCUGUGACCAUGGGACUCGGCGGGCACCCUUAGCGCCCCCCCAACCCACAAAGGAACCCACUAACGGGCUCCGAAGUGAAGAGGGGGAAGUGGCGCGGUGCUGUGAGUCAACUGCUAUUUCCGUGAAGCGAAGCCGCACAGCCGUUGCCAGAGAGCGCUGCCUUUUUCCUGGGACAAUUUGGCUUCUAAAAUAAUCACCCGUGAGUACUUAAAUUUCGGACAAUUGGACUUUAAAUAAGGACUUGCGAGCAGAAAGGAAUUGGACUUAAAAAUUUACUUCAAUUUGGCACUGAAACGGGAAGGUCUAAACACGAAGUCAGCCUUCCGUUUCUUUGUAGACAGAAUAAAGCGAAGACAACGUAAACUAGAGCUCAGAAAAUUGCUUCUAAAAGAUUAACUUUCAUCAUUUAAAAUUGUUGAACCCCCCUUCGGAAGCAGGAGAGGAAGGGGGAUCUUUUUCGGACUGUUUAAACCUGCAGAAGUGAGUUUAAAGUAAAGUAACUUUCCACCGUCCUGAUCCUGGAGCGGGGUGUCAGGACUGACGUUUGAAGCUCAUUGACCAGAGACAAACACUUUUGACAGAUAGCUAAAAGAAGAGAAACAUAGUGAUUCCACUGUUCCCUUUCGGAUUUUAAAGGAACAAAUAUUGACAAAAUAUCUUAAAAAGGAAACUUUGUUGCUAGAUUCGUCCUUAAAAGAAAGAACAAAUAGAAGUUUUCCCCCUAGAGGGAGACUGUGAAACUGUAACUAAUUCCAGGGAGUUUGCAGCUGUUACAGAUUACAAUUGUGGGAAUAGACUUGUGACCUUGUAGGACAAUGUAUUCAGAAGCUCUGUUGUGUGCUCUCUGUAAAACAAAUGCCCUACUGGAACAGUUAAAUGAGAAUACGGAUUUGAUGACUAAUGCGGUCAGAAUUUUUGAACAGGCAGUGGGAAACUAUAUGGAGCCCACCCAGGAAUUAAAUCAGGAGUGUGCCCUGACAGAACAGAUGAGAGAAGAGGAUGUUGCUGAAUCUUGGGCGCCAGAGAUGGAGGGAGCUGUGGCCCUGCAGGAACAUGAGCUUUUGGAUUUGACAAAUGAACUUGGAAAAAGCCAGAUUUGGAAAGAUAAGGUUUGGACUGGUUUGGAAAUGGGGGGUUGGAUAGACCCCCCUAUGCAGGGAUGUUUGGACUUUCCAAGUCUGGCAAUGGGCCGUGAGAUGUUUGGGGCUGUGGGGGCACUUAAUCUUGGAGGGAUUCUGAAACAUGUUUUUAAAUACCACAUGGAGUUUAGUCUGGACUUUGGAAAAGGGACUGAUUUGUUGAAAAGGGUCAAAAACAUUACCAAGCUGGAGUUCCCACGAGUGAAAGGAGAAUAUGAAGAAGAGCUGUGGAAGGGACAUGGAAGAGACUUAAGGGCCUCGGAUAUAAGGUUACCAGGUUAAUGCGCUAGAUCAAUGGGAUAAAAAGGACUGUCAAAACCCGGGACCAGGAGGAAGGGACGCUGGAUGAAGAUUGGAUUGUUUUUAUUUAUUUCUUUUUAUUACUAGGAUUGUUUUAUAAAAUUGAUGAAUGUUAGAAAAAUGUUGGAACGAAAUUACUUGGCUCUAGCAAAAAUGUCUAAAGAAUUAGGUAAGAAUAUUAUGGUUAUGAGAAGUUGGUAAAAAUAAGAUUUAAGUUUUAAGUUUUAAGGUUUUCUAUAAGAUAAGAUGAAAAUAGAUUAAGGUAAUGUACUGACAGAAUAUUAUGAAAUAUGGAAAGGAUUUGCUGCGAUAAUUAAUAACUAGGAUACAAAAAAAGGGAGGAGGAGGUCAAAGAAAGAAGGUAAUGAGAGUUGAGGAUUCGAGAAUGACGGAUUUGUUUUUAUCUGUUUGUGGUGUAUUUUUGUUUUUUGAAUCUACAUUGUUUGAUGUGGUUUGUUUUCUCUUUGUUUUCUCUUUUUUCUUUUUCUGCUGUGUUCUUUUCUGUAAUUCUAAAAAAUUUUCAAUAAAUAUCAUUUUAAAAAAAAUAUGAAAUACUGCCCCUCAAUGAGGCCAAACUUAGAUUCAUAAAAUGUUUAGGGUAUGUGUCCCCCUGGAAAAAAAAGCACUGGGUCUAGGACUUGGGAGACCCAGGUUCAAAUCCCUGAUCACUCACUCACUCACUGGGCGACUUUGGGCCAAUUUUUGUAUCUCCACCUAACCUUCCUCACAGAAUUAUUGUGAGGAUUGCAAAGAGGAUGUAGAAGCAGAGAAAUGUGUGCUGCCAUGAAGCGCUUGGAGGAAUGAGGGGGUAUGAUACAAUAGCAAUUUAGGAACAGAGAUGAGGAAUCUCCUGAUGUUGCUAAUUAUUAACUGCAUUGACGGGAGAUGGAGACCCAACAACCUCUGAAGGUGUGAGCUGGUCUUUGACCGUAAUAAAUUAUCUAUCUAUCUAACCUCCGGAGGGUGUUCUUCCCUUCCCCAUUUCAUCAUCUCAACAGGUAGGCUAGGCUGAGAGAAGUUAGGCUAGAAGUUGGAGAGAAGUGAGCUUCAUAACUAAGUGGAGAUUUGAACGCUGGUCUCCCAAGUCUUUGUGUGGCAUACUAACCACUACACUACAUGACACUGUGACACAUUCUCUCUCUCUCUCUUUCUCUCUCUCUCUCUCUCUCUCUCUCUCUCUCUCUCUCCCCCAUCCCUACUCUCUGCUUCAGGCCUUGUGCAAGGAUACACUGGAGUUCACCAUGGCAAGCCGAGACACUUGCAAAGCCUUCUGGAAGACCUGUGUGGAAUACCAUGCUUUUUUCCGACUCUCUGAAGAGCCAAAGUCAAAACCCAAAGCCUUUUUGUGCAGCAAGGGCUCCAGUUUCCGAUACUGGUAAGAUAGGAAGGACAUUCUGACCUACAAUCAUAUUCAGGAACUAAGUCAACUGAAACAAAUGCACAUUUCUCUCCCCCCCCCCCACAGUUUAUCCCACUACCUUGGGGGGGUGUGGAGCCCCCACACACAUUGGGGGUUUGGUACAAGUAAUGUAAAUCACCAUUAUUCAUGUUGCCCAACAGAGGAAUCCAGCGCAACAGUUGUGCUAGUAGAAAACUCAUUGUGUGCUGCAGAUCACACCAUCUAUUGGGCAGUAAAGUUUCCAGCAACCUGUUUAUGCAUGUGCAUGAGCUUGUGCAAUGGCGUUCCGCUGGCUCAAAACAUUUUGCCAGAGGAGCAAGUAAUACCCCUCAUAUAUCCUGUGCUUCUGAAUUUGCUGCUACACCACUGACGUAGUGUAAAAGUGAGCAACAGUAGUCUCGGGGAGAGGAUGCCACAACUGUCUUCAUAUAUUUCCUGUCCUUAAAAUGGCAGCGGAAGGACUCAGCGGCAGCUGCUGGAACAUGGGACAAAAGGAAAACUGAAGAGCCUGCCCUUUGAGAGGUAUGAUCUUUCCACAAUAAGAACUCCCACCUUCUUGCCAGGGUUCUGUUUGAUGCCCUCCCUUCAAGUUAAAAGCCUGGCAGUGAAGUUCUCAAGAGCAGAGUUGCCCCAUAUAUAAUUCCAGUAGGAGUUUACUCAGAGUUGACUAACUUUGUGAAUUUUUCACAGAAGUGAAAAGUAUAUCAAUCUUCUAAAGGCACAAGUGCUUUCAAAGGGAAAGCAAGCAUUUUUAAAAACUCUGGCAGCAGCCACCCUGUGUUGGUACCUGCCUGCUUUUUAUUGAAGGACCACUCCAUUGGUUAAGUGUCACCACCGAUAAGGCCCUCCUCCUCCAUACCGCAGCUAAGUGAACAUCUGUGCAAAGUUACAUGGUCUGCAGAAGCUCUCCAGCUGAUUGUACUGAUCUGGGAAGCCUGCAUGGGAGAAGGUGACCUCUUAUAUAGCCUAGGCCAAAACUGCUCAGUGACUUACCAGUCAAAGCUGGCUCAAAGUGAGCAAAUUCUAACAUCAUCUAACAAGAUGGAUUCAAUACCACCAACUAAAUGAAGUGUUUAAAAUAGAUAACAAAAAAGGUUUUGCAAAGGAAGUCUCAAUAUUGGACAGAGAACUAAUACAAAGUAAGACAAAAAUAAUUUCUAGGAUGUAUGGAAUCUUACUAGAAUGGGAGGUGAAAGACGAAUAAGUUAAGGAAGUAAUGGUGAAAUGGGCAAUAGAUAUAGGUAAACCUAUUCAAUUAGCAGAAAAUUGUGGAAAGAGAAUUGGAGAUUCAUGGCAUGUGAGGCAAUCAAAGAAAAUUUUCUCAAGAUGUUCUACAGAUGGUAUAUGACACCUUACAAACUAUCUAAAAUGUAUAGAACAACAUCAAAAAUUUGUUGGAGGUGCAAACAAGCAGAGGGUACGCUGCUGCGUAUGUGGUGGACUUGUGAUAAAAUUAAGAGUUUUUUGGAUAUGGUUUGUGAAGAGCUGAAGAAAAUAUUCAAACAAACUUUUUAAAAAACACAGAAGCCUUUUUACUGGAAUAUUAGAGCCAGAUAGUGCGAAGGAAAAUAAGAGAAUUUUUCUUUAUGUGACAGCAGCAGCAAGAAUUCUAAUUGCCAAAAAUUGGAAAAAUGAAACAAUCCCAACAAAAAAAAAAUGGCAAGAUAAGCUAUUUGAUCAUUUAGAAUUGGCUAAACUGACAGAGGCAAUUAGAGACCAAUGCAAACAAAAAAAUCAAAAGGAAUGGGGGAAAUAUAGUGAAUAUCUGAAAAAGCAGUGCCCUCAAAAUAAUACUUUGGCUUGUCUGGACUAAUUUUCGCAAAUAAGAUAUGGUGUAAAAAUAUAAGCUAUAGACGAAAACUAGAGAAGAGGAAUUGAGAAAGAAACAGUUUAUGAAGUAUACAACUGGACUUGCGUUGAGGUUGAAGGAAGUCAAAUAGAAAUGAAUAAAAAUUGAAAUAGGGGCGUAUGUGUAUCAUUUGUCCUAUAUGUGUAGUUAUAUCUUUUUGUUUGUUUUUCUUGUGAGUGAUGUCUGUAUUGGUGUUGGUAUAAUAAGUUAAUAAAAGUUUUUUUAAAGGGAGCCAAUUCUAAAUUUGCCUACAUCGAGCCUUUGAUUGGGUGUGCUAAACCCUUUAAAAAAUUACCUUAAUAUAUUAGCAAUGCUUGGGGAAAUAAGUUGCAGGAUGCUUAAAUUUCUCUCUCUCUGUGUGUGUGAUUUCACUGAGAUUUUUAAAAACUUGGGGAGACAUAUACAGAAUGUCAGAAGGAAGGGAAAAUAAAUAUUAGGACUGCUUGAACACUGCAUAAUAUAAGGAAGGCUCAUCCAGCCCAGCAACCUGAUCUUCCCAGGUGCCUGUGGGAAACCUGCAAGCAGGACCAAAACGCUCCCCCCUCCUGCAACUUCUUGCCCUCCGGAUUCAGAAGCGCUGCUGCCUCUACCUGUGGCAUCAGAGCACAGCCAUCCUGGCUAGAGGCCCCCAAUAGGCUUCUCCUCCAGGAUGUCCAGUCCUCUUUUAAAACCAUCCAAGUUGCGUGUCAAGAAAUGCUUUAUUUUGUCUGUCUUGAAUCUCCAGCUUCCUGGGAUAUCCCACAGGUUCUAGUGAUAUAAGGGAAAAACUUUUCUCUGCCCGCUCCAUACCACAAAUAAUUUUAUAAAUUUCUAACAUCACGUUUCCUCUAAAAAUUCCCAAACAGUGCAAAUGUUCUUCACAGGAGAGUCACUCUCCUUGAGCAUUUUGGUUGGAUGCUUUUAUUUCCUUGCCAUCAGAUUUGAAUUAUAUUGGACAUUAACCAUUGUCCUUUAAUUUCAACUGCAGGAAACACCAUCCCUCUCGGUACCAUGAGAGACAGUGCCGGUCCUCACCAGACCUACUUACAGAUGUUUCCAAACAAGUAAGUCAUUUGGUCAGUGGGUAGGGGGGUGCAGAAGUAUGAGAAAAAGAAAGAAAAAGACUGGAUCUCAUCUAUUUAGAUUCAGGGUGUAUGCUACUUUGGGGUGCAGGGGGGAACAUACUUCCCCCUCCCAUAUAACAGGCAGCAGGGCUCCUGCUGCUUCAGUUAGGCCUCCACUCUUUAGUUGAUUAAUCCAUUAGAUCAAUCAAUGGAAAUAUUUCAAUGAAUCAGAUGAUCUUUAAAAAAACAAAAAUGUGUAAUAUAUAAAAGGCAGAUUUUAAGUGGCAUAUUAAAAGAUGUACACAAGAGUUGCAAUUGGCCAGAAGAAAACGGGUUAAUUUAAAAACAAAAGUUUCCUAUGAUCCCAAAGUAUACUCUCACAACAGAGGCAUCCAGCCUGCUAGGCCUCUCCAGGAUUCUGAUUUUGCCUCCUCCUUCUUCCCUCUAACAGUGAACAUAGUUGGGUGUUUGAUGGCCAGUUUGGAAGUGAAACAAGGCUACCAGAAAACAAAGUGUUAUUUCUACGUGUUUGGGGGACUCCUUAGCUAUGCAGAUGUGCAUUAAAAGAAAACAAAAACUUUUUUCGAGAGGAAACCACCUUGCCUGACAAGCAUCUUGUGAACAUCCAGUUUGUACAGAGUGUUGUCAGCAGACAGGGAAGAGAAGGAAACCAGGGGGAAAGGGAAUUGGCCUCAGGCCAAAAGAACUUAGGGAGACUGCUAUAUGGGUACACAAAGUGUGGGCUUCGUACACCAUUCUGUGACUGCACUGCCAAAGAAAGACCAUGUCAGCUGGUCCAUUGGGGUGAAGGGAGAACUCCCCACCAACCCUAAGCUGCCUGCAUUUUCAAAAACUUAAGUUCAGUCCAAGGUAAGGCACUGACUGACAGCUUCCUCCUCCUUAGUCUCAAUGUUGCCCCUGCAAAACUCAGCAGGGUGCAGGAAGAGGGGGAUAAGAUGCAAAUUAGUUGGUUCCCCCUAUCAUUGGCUCUAGCUCCACCUACCGCUUAGGAUCCUUGCAUUCUGCCCCACCAGCUCCAGGGCACCACUGCCGUCUCUUACGCUUUGCUUGUGAUGAAGAGGAGGGUGUUUGCUAAAACAACACUGUUCCUUAGGUGAAAUUAUGUUCUUCUCUCUCCAGAUGGAGGACUUGCGGCUGGUCUACGGCACCAUAGGAGGCUACCACAGUGCCAAUGGAGUCCACACUUCCGAGCCCAUGCUGGACAGCAGGCGGAGGAACUCUGCAGUGGAAGUGAUCUUUGCUGAUGAAUUGGAGCGGUCCAAGCCAGAAGCUGACCCAACGCUGUUGCCCCAUUCCCAAAGCAGCUCCACCUUCCCGUUGGUCUACACAGAGCUGGAACACGAUUGGGAGGCAGCCGACAUCUAUGAACAACGGGUCCCGCUGACAUCCUUCCAGCCCAGCUACAAGCUGGCUGGGAACAGUAAAAGCACCUCGGUGGGCAACAUGAGGGAGAUGACCCCUAGGCAACAGCUGACUUAUACCGACAUUCCCUACAGGGGCCCCAUUCACCAGCAACUGUACAUGGCUUCUCCUCAAGUCUUCUUUUGUGUGGACAGGCCUCCCCAGAUGUCCAGGCACACAGCAGUGGCAGGCCCUGCUGAGGAAACAGCCAGUGGGGUGAACAUGCUUGGUGCAUCACCCAUGAAGCCUUCCAGGAGAAGCCCAGGCAUGGCAAGAACAAGGGUGACUGAACCAGAGGUCCUGCCCAGAAUGACCUACCUUAGCAGCAUUAGCAUGGAGCAAGAUGAUGACGGAAGUGUCUUUGACUACAGCAUUCAAGACCAGACUCCCAAGAGGUCUUGGAGCCAGUCUGACAUGAAAAUGAUCAGAUUUCCCUAUGGCUCAGAGUUCCGGCCUCUAGGACCUUGUCCUGUCUUGAGCAGCAGGAAGGAUGAUAUUUUGCAGUAUGUGCUGGCCCAGCAAAGGUUCCCAGAACCUCCCAGGGCCCAGCGAACCCUGGAGCGCUAUGUGGGCAGUGGGACAGAAUCCAGCGACUCCGAUUCAGACAUGCUGCCAGAUUACUUUUCUCUCUACGGGAGGGUGGUGAAAGCACCCAGGGCACGGGUCCGCCUGUCUUCAGGGAGCCUACAGCUGGAGGGGGAAGAUGAAGAGGUUUGUCUCACUACCGCCAACAUUGAGGACAGGACUUCACAGGGAGCAUCUAAUUAUUUUACGUAA
Molecule: messenger RNA, 50970 nt
Organism: Podarcis lilfordi (Lilford's wall lizard)
Lineage: Eukaryota; Metazoa; Chordata; Lepidosauria; Squamata; Lacertidae
Source: the annotation of a GenBank genome assembly